Pelobates cultripes (western spadefoot toad) is the source of this 56966-nucleotide messenger RNA. The record is from the annotation of a GenBank genome assembly. NCBI's taxonomy places the organism in Eukaryota, Metazoa, Chordata, Amphibia, Anura, Pelobatidae.
UUCCUCUUUAUCACACCAGCUCGAACUAUAAGGACUGCAGAUACCUGGCACAGCAAAGUAAGUAUCAAAUUGCCAGCAUAUGGUGCUUGGACUUCUGUGUAGAGGUCCCUUUUAAUUUGGAGAUAACACAGCACAAUACACAACUAAGGUGAAAAUAGAUGCUGGAAAUCUUAAAGCGGCACUGUCAUGCCGAAUUUAUCUUUCUUUAAUCUAUUCCUGUUCUCUUCCUCUGUCAGGAUCUGUUCUUUAUUUCCUCCUGUCUUCUCUAGUUUUCUUUUAAAAAUAAGACAAGUAGGGACUACUUUGUCUUAUGGAGGUUUCCUACGUCUGCCCAGCUCUGACCAGUGGAGGAGCAAAGUGUGCUUCAUUUCCAGUGGUUAGAGCAAUUUUCCCACAAUUCUCACCUUUUAUCCAUGAUCUCGCGAUACUUCCUGUCAGUAUUCCCGAACGUCCUGUCACUUAGACAGAACGCCGGCAAAACAAUCAAAUUUCGUCCUAACAGAAUGAGAACAGUUUCUCCAUUCGUGUUAGGACGCAAUUUGGGACUUUGUUCGGUUCCGAAUUUAAUUUUGAAUGAAUGAACCUCCGAUCCUAUUCGUGCCAUGGCUGCAUUUUGCUGCCAUUUAGUAGAUAACUCCCUAAUUCCCACAGUAUUAGGGAGCUACCUACCAAAAGGCUAAAAGACCUAAAUUGGUCUUUCAGCCAAAUUUACUAAUACUAAGUAAUGAUUAGCCAGUGGCUGCUCACUGUUAAAACAAAAACCCUAGUGUCCCCCAUUCUGAGCCCCCACCUGCGCCGCGCGAGUGUGGGCUAUUAAACUGAACAGUGUACCUAUUGCCCCCCCGGCCCCCACCCCUGAGCGGCAGGUGGGGGCCCUAAAUAAAAAUGGGGGGAACCUAUUGUCCACCCUGCCCCCCCUGAGCAGUGGUUGGGGGCCAUAAAUGAAAAUGGGGGGCCUAUUGUCCACCCAGCCCCCACCCGCCGCUCGGGGGGGCCCUAAUUAACAAUAAGGUGGGAGACCUAUUGUCCCCUCCCCACCCCUGAGCAGCGAGUGGGGACCCUAAAUAACAAUAUGGGGGGGAAACUAUUGUCCUCCCCCCCCCAGGCCCCCACCACUGAGCGGCGGGUGAGAUCCCUAAAUAAAAAUGGGGGGACCUACUGUCCCCCCCGGCUCCCACCCCUGUGCAGCGGGUGGGGGCCCUAAAUAACAAUAAGGGGGGACCUAUUGUCCUCCCCCCAGGCCUCCACCCAUGAGUGGUGGUGGGAGUCCCCAAGCCCCUAGUCACCCCCCCACCAAAAGAAAAUUAAUAAACCCCUACCUACCCCACUCACCCUAAAAAUAUGUAUGUGGGAACAAUUAAACGAAAUCCCUGUAAAUAAAAAAAUAACUUACCAUUUAAUGUCUUUUUUUUUCUAAAAUCUUAUUUUUUCAGCCUUAGUAUUAGUAAAUUUGGCUGAGAGACCAAUUUAGGUCUUUCAGUCUAGCUCCCUGAUACCGUAGAAAUUAGGGAGUUAUCUACUAAGCGGCUGCAAGAUACAGCCGUGGCACGAAUUGGAUCGGAGUUUCAUUCAUUCAAAUGAAAUUCCAAUCCGAACAAAGUCCCGAAUUGUGUCCUAAAACGACUGGAGAAACUGCGAAUUGUGGGAAAAUUGCUCUGACCACCGGAAACAAAGCACACUUUGCUCCUCCACUGGUCACAGCUGGUCAGGCGUAGGAAACCUCCGUAAGACAAAGUAGUCCCUACUUUGUCGUAUGUUUUAAAGAAAACUAGAGCAGACAGGAAGAAAUGAAGAACAGAUCCUGAGAGAGGGAGAGAAGAGGAAUCGAUUAAAGAAAGAUAAGUUCGGCAUGACAGUUCCACUUUAAGUCACAAUCUAAGGGUGUAAAGUACAAUGACCCCAGAGUAUGUACCUUUUCAAUGACAUCUAUGACCUCUCUUUCCCAAUAGCAUUACUCUGGCCAUGGAUUGCAAAUGUAAGUUCUAUUACCAUGACUUGAGUUAGACUAUUCUAUUUUGCUGAAAAUAACAAUUAUGCAAAUAAAUAUACUUAGAUUAUAAUAAUUUUUACAACUUUACAGGAAAGAAAUGCACAGUAUAAUUAAAUGAGCAUUAAAGUAACGGUUAUGCACAGCGCAUUGGAUUGGGAUGCACACCCAGAGAAGAAUUACCAUUUAAACUUUACUUAAAGGGACACUGAAGUGGUCUGAGUGCCAACUCCCAUCACCCUAAACCCUGCAAGUGUAAUUAUUGCAGUGUUUAUAAACUGCAAUAAUUACCUUGCAGGGCUAAGUCCUCCUCUAGUGGCUGUCUACCAGACAGCCACUAGAGGGACCUCUGGCUUCUUAGACAACUUUAGUCAUCUAAACGACACUAGACGUCCUCACGCUAUGCAUGAGGACCUCCAGCAUCACCGGAUACAAUGCUUUCCUAUAGAGAGGUCUAAUACACGCGAGUGCGCAUUGCCGCACAUGCGCAUUAGGUCUCCCCCGCCGGCUGACGUCGGCGGGGUAGGAGCGUGGCUGGAGCCUGAACCAAUGCUGAGGGACAUCGGCGCUGGAUUCAGGUAGGUGUCUAAAGAGGAUUUAACUCCUUCAGUGACGUGGGAUGGGGGGCGGCAGGGAGGGGGACACUCAGAUUUGUUUUCCUGGCACUAGAGAAUCCAUUUAAAUACUAAAUCCCUUAGCUGCCAGAGGAGUAACUCUACCUCAAGCAGCGUCAUGGGCAAUGUACCCCUUACAUUUUCCUUAGUUGGUGUGCACAGAAAUCUUCUCUAAUCCAAAAUGUUGUGCACACUGAAUAUUUGUGCAAAUGUAAACCCGAAAUUGUUUCUUGAUAAUUUUGGUUAAAUGCAGCAUCUCUCGCCUGGUUAAUAACAUUAUAUUACAGUAUUACUACCUGAUAAUUUAGUAUUAGUAGUUACACAACUGUAUUACUGUAAUGUCAGACAGACAAGCCUCUCUGCUAUUGACCAUUUUGUUUUGUCAUAUAGUCCAUAGAGAGCAAUAGAGGGCAACUGCUCAGGCAAGAGUACAGACAAUUAAAAAAAAAUGUAAGAAACAUUUUCCAGCUUGUUGCCUAUAUAGCUUGCCACAAAGCUUCAGCCUACCUUCACCAAAGUAAAUAGCAAUUUAAUCCAUAAAAAAAUGACUUUUUAUUCAACCAGAAGAUAAUAUUGUUAGCUUGUUGACUGUAUUUGGGCAAACAUGUUAAUUACCCAACUUGGGCAGAAACAGUGAAUGCAGUUAAAUAGUUAUUUAUAAAUAAUAAAUGCUUCUUACACAUAAAUCAAAUUCAGCAGACACAUUAAUAGCAAACAUUAUAUGGAGAGGUGGAGCAGGGCAGGACGGGGAAAGUAAAUCAGCCCUGCAAAAGCAGCCAAUUAAUGCACCGUGCCAGCAUUGUGUGCAGAUAUAGAGGUGAAAAAGAUAACUUAAAAUUAAAAAUUAAAAACUAUUACCCUAAAAGUGAAAGAAAUCACUCAUCGGGCUUCAAAAUAAACAAAAGAGCAAUUUUAUUUUCAGUAGGCGUACAUAUGCAUAUAAUCAGUGUUUCAGUCCAACUAACUUGACAUAUUAAGUAAACUUUGGUAAUAGGACUGAAAUGGGGAAUCUAUGCUGUUGCACAGCUGUAAACAAAACAAUGUUAUCUUAUUUAUUUUAAAGUCCUAUGAGUGUGCUCUUCACUUUGGCUCAGAUCAUCAAACUUUAUGAUCUCAGCCAAUCAAAUACUUUCCCAUUGGACUGUGUGGCAAACACUGUGCAGUGACACACCAACCAGCAUCUCCUUAUAGAGACGCAUUGAAUCAGGAGCAUUCAGCGCAUCCAUCCAUAGCAUGGAGAUGUAGGUGCUUUACACUGCGCAGCACUGGACUAGGAAACACCUCUAGUGGCUGUCUGAAUGUCUGCAGCUAAAGGUGUUCCUAUAUAGCAAUGUAAACACAUUUACAGUAAUCAGCCUGCUCAGACAGGCUAUAGACACCAGAAUCACUACAUUAAACUGUAGAGGUUCUGGUGAUUAUAGUGUCCCUUUAAUCAGAUAUCUUUCUCUCACCUGUUAAUCAACUCUUUUGCAUAGACUCCUGUGCUGAAGAAAUGAGUUACUGGGAGAGCAGGAGACACAGACAGACGCAAUACUCCCCUCCUCCGCAAGAAAAAUGCAUCUUCACUUGUUUCUCUUAACCUCCCUUUUUAAUUUCUUGCUCCCUUUUGUGUUUCUCAUCCCCUCUUUUGAUUGUCUUACCUGCUUUAGUGUAUAUUUUCUCCCAUUUUGUGUGCCUUACACCCUCUUGUGCGUCUCUUACAAUCCCCCUUUGUGUAUCUUUUAUUUCAUUCCAGCCCUUUUGUGGGUCUCUUUUUCCCCUUCUCCCACUGCUCUGUAUGUCUAUUUCCCCCCAGUCUCUUUUGUGUGUCUUUCUCCUCCAAGCCCAUGUCUCUUUCUCCCCUUCCUCAGUUCUUCUGUGUGUCUCUUGUUUGCCUUCCUCAGCCCCUGUGUGUCUCUUGUUCUCCUUUAACAGCCCCAUUGUGUUUACCUUUUCCCCCUUAUCCCCUCCAUAUGUUUUUCCCUCUCUCCAGUCUCUCCAUGUGUCUUAUUUCCCCCUCAGUCCCUCCAUGUGUCUCAUUCACCCCCAGUACCUCCAUACUCAUUUCCGCUCAGCCCUUCAUGUGUCUCAUUCACACCCAGCCUCUUCAUGUGUAUCAUUCCCUCCAGACCCUACAUGUAUCUUAUUCCCCCCAACCCCUCCAUGUGUUUCAUUCACCCUCAGCCCAUCCAUGUGUCCCAUCCCCCCCACCCCUCCAUGUGUCUCAUUCACACGCAACCCCUCCAUGUGUCCUUUUCAGCCCCUGCCCCUUCAUGUGUCUCAUUACCACCCCAGCCCCUCCUUGUGUCUUGUUCCCACCAAGCCCCCCAUAUGCCUCAUUCCCUCCCCAGCCCAUCCUGUACAUUCUUGUAGCAUGACCAAGCUGCAGACCAUACUAGAAGAGCUUCUGUUCCUCUCCCCAGUCUGACAGGAAACUGUUCGGUGCUCACUUAGAGUACUUCCUGUCAGACCAGGUAGGGGGACAGAAGCUCCUCUACCUCGCUGCAUAUGCAUUCAGUGAGCCAGGGCUCCCCUCCUGCCUGUCAGACCAGUACACCCUAGACGGCCAUGCACCAGCCCAAAGUUAUGACGGGCCACUGGGAAAUUUCCUGGUAACCUGGAGGACCAGUAUGCUCGACCAUGCUGCAUACAGUGACUGGCAGGAGGAUAGCACUGGCUCCCCUCCUGCCCGCCAGGCCUAGAUGACCAUGCACCUGCACAAAGUUAUAUCGGCCCACUGAGAAAUUUCCCGGUAUCCUGGAGGGCCAGUCCGACCCUGACGAAGAGAGAUGUCAUGUCACCCAUAGAAUUUGUAAAAGGAGCUCUUUGACCAAUAAAUGGUGAGAAAUACAUUAAUACUUCUUAAAAACAAACAAAAAAUAUUGAUAUGAUGUCCAAAGCACAAAGGAGACACAAACAACCUAAUUAAGCAGACACUGAUAUCAAACAUAAUAUUAGGAAAUGUCACCCAUAGAUUUUUCAAAACAAACUCUUUGCCCACUAAAUACCCAUUGUACAGCGCUACGGAAUUUGUUGGCGCUAUAUAAAUAAUAAAAUAAUAAUAAUAAUAACUAAAUGGUGACAUGUACAUUAAUACUUCUUAAAUACACAGGCACACAAUUUCACUGAUUUGAAACACACAUACUGACAGACGCACACACUCAAUGACAAACACACACUGCCAGAAACACUGACUGACAAACACACUGACACACUCUCAAUUAAUUACAAACAAUCGCAGAUUUGAAACACACACACUGACAGACACUCACUGACAGUGGGGAUCUUCUCCCUGAGGCCCACUGGGAAUUAUCUCCUUGGGGUCCAGUUGCGAUCUUCUCCCUGGGGUGCAGUGAGGAAUUUCUCCCUGGGGUCCAGUGGGGAUUUUCUCGCUGGGGUCCACUGGGGAUUAUCUCCUUGGGGUCCAGUGGGUAAUGGAUCUUCUAGUUUCUCUCUGCUACCUUUCGCGUCCUCAGUAGUGAUGUAGAGGUCAGAGUAAUGUCAUAUUCCAGCUCCUGGCACCACUACAUAGGGUGUGCGAAAGAGCCGAGAAAAACUGGAGACACGCCAGUUUGCCUCCUCCUGCCAGCCUUGUAUAUAUUAGCAGAGUAGGCACCUGCCACAAGCAGGUGCCUACUCUGCCUUGCUGAAUAAGUUUCCACUUUGGAAGUGCUCUAAGGUGGCCUGUGACAGGGCAAAGGCCCACUCCUUGUGGCGCCCCCUACCAUCUGUCAGGUGUUGCAAGGAGCUGUGUGUAAAUCCGGACUACAUAUGCUCUCUCUCAAAAAUACGUAUGUGCGCGCACACCUUAGAGGGAACAGUGGUCAUGGAAUGUCAUCAGCCUGCCUGAAAAAAUAGUUUUCGACUGGCUAAUGUCAAUUCUGUGCAAAGUUUCAUUCACAGUGUGCCAUGAAUGGCGACUGGAUCAGCUUCCAGCUUCUGCAGCUCUGCAGAAUCUGGUAGAAUGUCACUGGAGCCAGAGAGUCCUGCAGGGAGCCAGUUAAGAGGGCAAACCAUUUCUACUCGGUUUGCCCCAUUUCUGGGAACUUGGAAAAAGUACUCCUGGCAUCAUAACCUCUAUAGCGGGCUGUAGUAAUUAUGAUGUUUGGAGUAACCCUUAAAGAACUAACAUGGAAACAAAUCCUAAUAUUAAAACUAAUUCUAUUAUUCGCUAUGGGAGAUAUAAAACAAGGAAUUAUCUGACGCAGUUGGUAGUAUUAUGGAAACAGGUGCUACAGUUAACACACAUUAAUUAUCUACAUGUGGGCAUUACAGCGGAUACAAACCCUAACCGUUUAAAUGGUUUUGGUACUUGCCUAUGCAAAUUUAAAAUAUAACAUGACAUAGAAAAGCUAUGAUGGCGUAAAAUGUGUGUUAAUAAAUUGAAAAACAUUUUUACAUUUCUGAAAAGAAGGUUUGUGUUAAAAGGAAUUAAUUUAAGUUAUAUGUAUUUGUAAUUAUAUGUAUGUGUAAUGCCUCCAUUCUUGCAAAUAUGACUAAUUUUUUGUAUUUUUAGUUACCAUUCGUCAUGUGGCUCCCUCUGCUGGUGGUAGCGCUGGGUUUGAUCAUCCUGUACAGAUGGCAUAGACAGAGCCAAAUACUGCAGAAUCUCUCUGAUAAAUAUGUGCUGAUCACUGGAUGCGACACUGGAUUUGGGAACCUGCUAGCGAGGCAGUUGGAUCAGCGUGGGAUGAUAGUGUUGGCAGCUUGUCUGACAGAGAAAGGGGCUGAGAAUCUGAAGAAAGAGGCUUCCAGCAGACUGCAGACUGUAAUCUUGGAUGUUUCAGAUAGUCAGAGUGUGAGCUCUGCUGCCAAGUGGGUUACUAGUAUUGUAGGAAAUUCAGGUAAAUGAAGACUUUUAUAGUGUACUAAAAUAUAAAUUAGAUUAUUUUUAAAGAAAAAUAUGGAAAGUGAUAUAUGUUCAAAAAUGCCAGUGAUAUGAAGGGACUUCUACUGCAUGAGGGAAGAUGGUGCUGCUAACGUACCCUAUCUAUUGUAGGCAUCUAGAUCCUAGUGGGGAAUCAUUACCCUAGAUUGUAGAAUGGAGUGAGGGAUAGUAACAGUAGGCGAAAACAGUUAUGUUGCCUUCCACCACAUACCAUAGUGCCUAGGUUAUGGAAUGGGAGAUAAAUAUUUAAAAAUAAUAGGUGAAAAAGAUAGCAGAGGACGCCCUAUUCCCUAUAGUGUGGGUUAGUGAAUAUGUGCUUAUGAAUAGAGGAUACCGGGUAUAGGGUCUCUCCCAAGCCCAUUACACAUUGCAAGCAGGUGCCUUUACUUUCUGGGUAAGGGGCAUAGGAGAGAUAUUUUACUGUGACUCCCCUACUAUUUUUACGUGGGAGCAAGCCAUAUGCGGCCAUAUGUAGAUAUAUAGGUGUUGCAGGACUUUCACCCAACACUGUGGCCUCUGUUUUUCUUUGCACUGCAGUACAAGGAAGGGUUAACCGGCCAGCUGCAAAUAGGAUGAGAACAUCAGCCGAGCAAGAGCCUUUUAAAAUAAAGUGUACAUUUGGUGUUUUGUAAAUGCCCUCUAUGUUAUAUUGGAUUAAAUGCAAAAAGUACUGAUUUUAAAAAAAAGACACCAACUGGUUAGAAUUACCAAAUGUACAAACUUUAAUAAUUAUGAGCAUCAUAAAUCCAGUUUCAUUGAGAAUCAUAAAUCUAGUCAUUUUCAAUAAAUUUUGUCAGUCCAGAGAUUUACAGAGUAAUUUACUAAACACCGGAUUUUGACCCGAUGGAUAAGUAUCCGCCGUAAUGGCGGAUCCAGAGCCUGAUCUCGGGAGGGGCACUUGUAGAUUAUUGUAAAUAAUCCAGACACAAUAACCACUACAGCUCAGUGUAGUGGUUAUGGUGUCAAUAGUUUAAGAACAGUUUGACAACUUACCUUGGGUCUGCUGGGAAAAGGGGCUGUAGUAGGGCGUAGGAGCAGUGGUGUGUGUGGAUGGUGCAAUGUGUAAAGGGUGCAGUGUGUGUGUGAGGGGGACAGUAUGUGAGCAGCAUGUGUGUGAGUGAAGGUUGCAGUGUGUGAGUGAGGGUGGCAGUGUAUGUCAGGGGUUCAGUGUGUGUGUGUUGCAGUCAGUAUGUGUGUGUGACAGUUGCAGUGUGCGUGUGUGAGGAUUGCAGUGUAUGUGUGGGACAAUGUGUGUGUGUAUGGGGGGCAGUGUACAUGUAUGUGGGGGGGAGCAAUGUGUGUGCAUGUGAUUAUAAAAAAAGCCCCCCUACCCUUCUUAUCACACACACACACACUGCCCCCAUACAUACAUAUUAAUAAAAAUUUUAAAAAAACAACACAUAUUAUAAAAAAGCCCCCCCUACCCUUCUUAUAUGUGUAGUUUAAAUUUUUUUUUUAAUUAAAACAAAUAUAUAUGUCCCCCCUCCCUUCUUACCUUUACUGGGAGGAGGGGAACAUUGCUCAAUUCCUGGUGGUCCAUGGGGAAUCCCUGGUUGUCCUACUGGUAAGAGUGAACUCUAGCCCGCAGCUCCAGGGCUAGAGUUCACUCUCGCAAGAUCCGGAGCGUUGCCGUGGUCCUAUCUCCCUCCCCUGCCGGCUGCCAGCCCAUGCCUGUGGACCAGGGAGGGAGAUCUCUGAUUUCUCCUCCGGUCUGUGAAGGCACAUUGUAGGACCCGCGCCUGCAUGUGCUGGCAGGGGAGAGGGAGACACUCAGUUUUCUUGGGGGGGGGGUACGUCAAUGCUCACAACACACUAGGCAUUUGGUCUAAACCCCACAUACCCCCUGGCAGUCCGACUUGCAGUGGAAAUGCUCAACCUGAAUCGGCUGGACUAUUCUAACCCUUUCAAACCGUACUGACCCGAACCAUACCGCUCAGUGGAAAUGAGGCAUUAGAGACAACUGUCUCAUUUAAAAGUUGUAGCUUUGAAUGAGACCGUUGCCUCACAAUGUAGGCUGAAAAAAGCAAGUAAAUAUUAUUUUCACACCCACUCCAGGGAGAACACUUAUCUAACCAAUCAGUGGUGUAUCCCUAGGAAUUCUGGAAAAGUGCUUUGGGCAUGCCUAACAGAGUUACAUAUGUGCAGUUGCAAGAUCUCUUCACAUUUCAACAUCCUGCCAGGUGGAGAAGAAUGGGAGUCCGAUCAGUGUGAGUCAUGCAGAGCAGGCUCCAUUGUUGGGGUUCCCUCUCCUGCUGCUGCACAAUGAUGAACUAUUUCUGCCAUUAGUGGACUAAACUGAUGGGAGGAGAGGCUGAAGAAGUUCCAUUAGCUGAGAGGCGUGCCCACCAAAACAAUUUUAUCAAGUUUACAUACUUUUCAAAGUUUUUCUUGCUUUAUUUUGGUUUGUAUAUUUGUUUAAAAGAGUUUCCUUGCUGGUUUAAAAAAUAAUUGGAGAGGAGUCCAUAGAGCAGAUACACAUGUAUAUUAGACGUGCACCAGUGAAAUUUUCGUUUCCUACAAAUGAUUUCGUACUAAAUAAAAAUUUAAUUUGGAAAUCCUGAAUUUCGUCCGCAAACCAUUAGUUCUCGAACUAACACAGCGGCAUGUCGCCUAACCAGUGAGCAGCUGUUUAAAUCCUCCCGCAUGCCCCUACCCGUGGCAUGCCAUGAGAAGGGACAUGUCGCCUAAACAAAUGUAAAAGUACUAGUUAAAGGGCUGCUCAGUCAUUAGUGCAAUAAGGGGGGACAGGUCAAAUCCUCCGCAUGCCCCUACCUGUGCCAGGUCCCCCCAUGAGCAUGUCGCCUAAACAGUGAGCAGCCAGUGGAUAUAAAAAACAGUAUCAUAUGUAGAAGUGAUAGGGAGCUACAGUAAGAGUACAUGUAGUCAAAAGUUAUAGCAAAAAACUAUAACAAUGUUGCAAUAUGAAAAAGUAGCUAUUUACAUCUAAAUAGCUUAUUUUUGCACCUACUCUUACCAUACUCUUUACACUUCUACACAAGAUACAUUCAUAUCCACUUUGAAAUGACAGCGAGCAGCAAGUUUAAAUAUAAAUCAGUAUGGGGGUCACUAUGAACCCCAUAUUGAUAAAAGGGAGGUUAAAUCCUCCCACAUGCCGCGAUUAGGGGCUUGUCGCCUAAACAGCGAGCAGACACUGGUCACUGUCAUUUAAAACUACUAGUCAAAUCAGAUUUGACUUUUUCUGAAAUGUAAUAGUGCUGUCAAACAGAGCAAGUACUGGAAUUGCCAAACUGCAAAAGUUGUGUCUUUUUGAACUACAGAUCUAUAUAGAGAGCACUAUUCCUGUUCUUUUAUAUCCUCUUUAUAUCACUGGAGCAUCAUCCUGAAUACACCACAUGGAUUAUUGGCACAAGGAUAGAAUACCAAAGGAAAUCAAGACCAUCCUGUUAUCCAUAGAUGGGGAAUGUACUGUCUAUACGCUGUGAUCUGGAGCUGACCUUUAGCUCCAGAAAAGUGUGAGUGCAAUAUUUUUCUUUAUAUUUUGCCUCUGCAUUUAUAAACAUACUAGAAUUCCUGUCCCAUUUUGUUUUCUCUUUUAUAUUGGCUCCAUUGGAUUCCACACAAGGAAUUUAUUUGUUAACCAUUGCUUCCCUACAUUUCCUGUUCUAUUUGUAUCUACGACCAGAAAGAAGAGACUCUGGUUUGGGAAGGUUCAGCUGCUGUACAUAUAAGGAACAAACACCAGAAAUCUAAUUUGUUGCUAUAUCUAAGUCUCUACAUUUACCUGUCACAGCACUCUGAUUGGUUGGCUUGAAAUCCAACCAAUCGGUGUGCUGUGUCAUUUUACACAGCGUGACAAAGUUCUUUGGAAUUUUCCAAUGCUGUGUAAUUUGACUCAUAACCCUCUGAUUGGUUGCUUUUCAAAGACAUCAAAUAAGUAAGUAUGAAAUUUUAUUUUACAGGGUUAGUUUAUUGCCCCCGCCCUCACUAUUUUAGGGUGAGGGGGGUAGGUAGGGUAUUUUUAUUGGGGGGGAGUAACUAGGGGCUUGGGGACCCCUAGUCACUUUAUUAUUUGUGGUCCUCACCCGCCGCUUAUGGGUGGGCACCUGGGGGGGACAUUAGGUCCUCCCCAUUAUUUAUUUAAUUAGGGUACCCACUCUCCGCUCAUGGGUGAGGACCAGGGGGUACAUUAGGUUCCCCCUUUAAUGUAUUAGAGUCCCCACCUGUUGCUCAUGUGUUGAGACCUGGGGGGACAUUAGGACCCCCCCUUAUUUAUUUAAUUAGGGUUCCCAUCCGCCGCUCAUGGGUGGGGACCAGGGGGGACAUUAGGUCCCCCUUUACUUUAUUAGGGUCCUCAUCCACCGCUCAUGGGUGGGACCCGGGGGAGACAUUAAGGUCCCCACCUGCCGCUCAUGUGUUGGGAUCAGGAGGCACAUUAAGUCGCCCCCUUUAUAUUAAUAGCCACCAUCCAUGGGUCACGGGUGGGGGGGCACUAUGUCCCACCCAUUUUAGGUAUUUCUGUUCCCCCACCAUGGGAGAACGGGGGGACCUGUUCCAGGUCCCCCCUUAUUGCACUAGAGACUGGGCAGCAAUAGUUUUAAAUUUGUUUAGGCGACAUGUCCCUACUCACGGCAUACCACGAGUAGGGGUAUGUGAGAGGAUUUACCCUCCAUUUAAUUAAUAUGAGGGUCAUAGUGACCCCCAUAGGUUUUAAUGGAGGGGUGGGGGUUGGAAUUAAUAUUUAUUGCAAGGAGGGAGCUGGUAGCGCUGCCUGCUCCCUCCCUGGUAUUUUUUUUUUUUUUCUCCGUGCUGUGGGGGUUAAUUCCCCUGCAGCACGGAGUCUAUUAAUGAAAUGAAAAGGUAAUGCAUUCAGCAUUUGCUCUUUCAUUUUGUUUGUAGGGCGUUAGUUUACGUUUUAGUAAACGAAUAUGAAAAAAAAAAAAAGAAUUUUUAGACAAAAUCAUAUUCGUACGAAAAUGAAUGCACAUAUCUAAUGUAUAUUCUAAAAUGAAAUUACAUACAUAUAUACCAUAACAUAUUCUCUCAAUUAUACAAUGUAUGAUUUAGGAAAAUUCACUCCUAAGGCAAUUUCCUAACCAACUCCAGUGCACUGAGCCUGAAACCUGAAUAUAAAAUAUAUAAAUCUGGUCAGGAACUGUGUAAAUUGCAAAGUACAAGUAGUACAGAUUACAUGUGGAUAUAUGAAGACAUAAAUCACAAACAUAGCAUAAUUCCAUUUUUUGUGAUCAUUUUUAUAUAGUUGAUGGGACUUUACUCGCUCCUCCCUCCGAUUUGCUCAAGUUCUUUUAAGCUUCCAAUUUCGAGAGCUUCUGUUAGUGCGCAUGCGCCAUUACAUAAUACAGUAGUGACUGAUGUGUUUCACCCAGCUUUUGGGGCUUUGUCAAACCUUAUAUCACUAAUUCCUCCUCCUUAGCAUGUGCAUUUUUUAUGUCCUCAUAGUUCCCCUUUUUAUCUGUAAAGUGGAGAUUGCUGCAAGAUUUUAAAGAAAGUAUAAGUUGUGUUAUUUUGCUAUUGCUGUUAUGUGCUUGCAUGAAAAAUCUAUGCAAAUUGGAUAGUUGUUCUGCAAUCAUCAGUUGAAUCAGUUUGUUUGCUGUUUGCUGUGGAGUGAUUAUACACCCAUUGUUGUUUGAUGUUUUUGGGCAUUGUUUGUUUCAUUGUGCACUAACACCUGUGUGGCGGAACCAGCCUCGCCACUGGGUCUUGGAGAAGACUGAUUGCCAGCCUCCUGCCCUGUGACUAUGGCCCCUGAAAUGUAUUGCCCUUUAAGAAACUUAUUUGGGUUUAUUGGAUUUUGAAACACUUUUUCUGCCCCUUUGAAUACAUGGGAAGGUGUGCCCCUCCCCCGUUUCCUGUCUAUUGUUCUCCAGCAGGGCAUUGUCCCAGGAACACUGCCAGACCAGUUGGAACUUGCUGUUUUGCCCCUUCUCUGUCUCUCAUCAGCCCUUGCUAUGGUUUAACCCCAUGGCGAUUUGACUGUGUUCGUGGGAUCUGAGCGCUGUUCAGAUAUAGUGAGCGCUCAGAUCCAAGCUAUCUGGGGAUAUGUUGAAUGUAUAUGUUUUGUGUAGUAAUUGUAACACUGUGUAAUUUUAUGUCUUUUUACUAACAUGUGGCUAAUGGAGUUUUGCCUCUGUCCUUGGAGAUAAUGGCAUUACUUCCCAAUUAUAUCCAGGACAGAGAGGAGGGAUUAUAAUGCAUUGUGGGAGUAUUUAAAUGUGUAAGCUUGUGAUUGGUCAAUAUCCACUGUGUAUCCCAGUCUUCCAUCUGGUCCCCUAGGGGAGUGUCCAACAGGUGGAAGACCUACAUAAAAGCUGGGCAGGUAUCCCCAGUAAAUCAGUUCUACUUCACCCUCAAUUUGGAGUGCCGUCUCUUAUUGGUGGUAUCUGCUACAUUGGAUUGCAAUGCUCUGCAUACUAUCUUGCUAUAUUCACUGCUAAGCUCUUGUAACUGAAGGAGUCUACGUUGGUUAUGGUGUCUGCUAGAGUGCUGGAAACCCUCAGGAAGCGCUAGGAGCAUCCUUCAACGGAGGUACCCAGUCCUGUUUUGCUUGCUGAAGGAGUCUGCGGUGGUUGUGGUGUCUGCUAGAGUGCUGGAAAACAUUAGGAAGCGCUAGGAGCAUCCUUCAAGGGAGGUACCCAGGCGGAGUACCAGGUGAUCCGUUACAACCUGCAUUAUGUGUCGAUAGUUUGGUGAAGGUAAACUUUAUAGUUUACUCAAAGUGUACUGUGGGUAUACAUUUGGUCAUUUGCUAGGAUCUUAUUUGAUUUAUCAUUUUAUACUUGUUAUAGUUAUAGGUAUAUUUGCUUAUUAGUACUAUUUGCACAAUAAUCUAUUUUGUGCACAUUCUGUUUGUAAGUCUGGGAACACAUCAUUUUAUAUUUGAUUAAGAACUAUUUUUGGGGUGAAGGGGCAUGGCUAAGGAGAAAGGCUUAUGGUACAGCAUUCUGCAAAACAUUUACCGUAUAUUUUUAGCGCAAAAACUAUAACGAUUUGAACAUGCAAAAAAUACAGUAGAGUAUUGAUUUCAACCUAUAAAAUGCAUUGUACUGGUGCCUGAAAUUUUCCAAUAAUGAAGAUGUUUAUCUAUAUGAUUAGAAUUAUAUCACCAAAUAAAUCUUUUGUAACAUUCUUGGCUGAGCCAUUGGAAUAUUCUAUUUUAACACUCUUAUUUUAUGUGUUGCAGGGCUUUGGGGUUUAGUGAAUAAUGCUGGUAUUGGGUAUUCAAUGAUUCCCAAUGAGUGGCAGAAAAAGGAAGACUUUGCUAAAGUUCUGGAUGUAAACAUAUUAGGUAUGGUCGAUGUGACUCUGAAUUUGCUGCCUCUUAUCAGAAAAGCUCGAGGGCGCGUUGUUAAUGUUUCCAGUGGUGCUGGGAGACUCGCUACAGUCGGUGGAGGAUACUGCAUCUCAAAAUAUGGAGUUCAAGCGUUCUCUGACACCCUACGGUAAGCAAUCUAAAAUAUUGUAUAUAGUAUAUAAAGAUGCACGGAAAGUAAUUUUCAGUUGGCUUGAAAAUUUUCAGUUUUUGCUUAGUUAUUCUUAUGUCUUUGAGCUUAAUGUCUGCAUUCUUUGCUAAAAGGCAUUGUAGGCACCCAGAUCACUUCAGUUAAUUGAAGUGGUCUGGGUGCAGUCUCCCUAUUGCACUUAGCAUUUACAUUGCGGGCAGCUCUACGUCUGCCCACAGUGGCUGUCUACACAUGGACUUCAGCGUCAGAUUUUCCUCAUAGGAAAGCAUUGAAUAAUGCAUACGCAUUAGGUCUACCCCGCCGGCUGACGUCGGAAGGGGAGGAGUGUGGACGGAGCCUGACCCAGCGCCAAGGGACAUGAGCAUUGGAUUCAGGUAAGUGGCUGAAGGUGUUUUAACCAUUUCAGCCCUGUGAAAGGGGGGUUGCGAGGGAGGGGGGCACUGUAGGGACUUAUAGUGCUAGGAAAACGGGUUUGUUUUCCUGGCACUAUAGGAUCCCUUUAAAGCUUUCACUGGCUUCCUAUAUUCUUUAUACUUUAGAUUCAGAGAAAGCUUUGCAUAUAAACACUAGGAAAUUAGGAUUUAAUUAGGAUUUAAUUUAAUUAGGAUUUAAUUAAAUUUAAAUUAUGUAUAAUACAGGAAGCCAAAGAAAUCAGUAUUGACAUAGGAGCUAGGCUUCAAGCAAUAGCAUAAUCACAAAGACAUAAGAAUUACUGUAGAAACUAGGUGGAAUAUCCCCAUAUUUAUUAUUUAGCAGCUCGGUAGUGCAUUGCAUUUCUUCUCUGCCCUCUACCGUUUGUAUCCGACACUCAGUACUUCAUUACUCGUUCUCCAAAUGAUCCUGAGUGAUUUUCUUUUGGCGACAAAUUUGGUAAUUUAUUGACCGAUAUUUGUUUUCGAACAAAAUUUACUAAAAACAUUUUUUUGUGUGGAUUUUUCAAAUCAUCCCAAAACGAAUGCACAUGUCUAAUAGUAAGCUCAGUGGUGUACCAAAUAUUGGCCUGAAUUUAAUAUUUUUGGAUAAGCUCCUAUAUAAAAAAAAUAUUUUUCACAAGGUUAAAUCAUUUUAAAGCUUAUCCCAAACUAUAAAUCAUAGCUGUUGUUGGUUGACCCAUUCUAAUUUGUGUACUGGGGCCUCCACACUGAUCAUGGUAAUGAGGCUCACUCUGCUAGUUAGUGAGUAUCAGCCACAUAGGAGUUGCUUGUCCUCCCUCUCACGUCACUGCAAGCCACUCAUAUUCCCAACACACAACCCUGAUGUCACAGAAUCACCUGUAGGGCUCUAUGUUAUGAGAGCUUACUUGCUGUACCGUGCUGUGAAAAAGCACUGGUGGAGAUGAUCACAAGCAAGCACAGGUCUCAACUAACUCUUGUCUAUGGAGCAAUUGAUUGAAAUGUUUUUAAAAUACAUUUAUUUUGCUCAUUGCAGAAGAGAAAUGCUGGAUUUUGGAGUCAAAGUUGCCAUCAUAGAGCCUGGUGCUUUCGCAUCUCCACUGUGUUCAUAUGAUCCACAUUUCAAGGCAGCAAAAUCUUUUUGGGAGAGAGUUCCUGUUGAGAUAAAGGAGUCCUAUGGAGAGAAUUAUUUCCAACAAUGUAAGACUGUAUGCUUGUUUGCCCUUACCUAGAAGCAAAAUAAAACAUAGUGUAAGAUAGGUAAAAAAGAAAAAGAAAACCAGUGAAAAACAAAACUGUAGAUUUUACAUGAAAAAUUAUAUUGCAAAAGGAUAUUGCAGUAAACUGAUGUGUAUAAUAAUUUUUAUUUUUAAUCAUCGCACAGUUGAAAAGCCUGUAUAUGAAAAUAAAGCACACUGAAACAAUAUCAGCUGUACAAUAUUGUACCAGCUUUACUCAUGGAUGAGACAGUAAGGGACAGAUAAAAGUUAAAAAAAAUUCCCAGGAACCCCUAUGAAAUUCACUCUAAAUCAAGAGACGUAUGCACAUGAACAAUACAGCUUCUCCUUAUCAAUUAAAUUGAAAUAUUGAAUAAAUUAACAUUCAUUGACUAACAUGGGUUCAGGAAGAGAAAAGUGCCCAACAAUGCCCAAAGUCAUCAUACCAUUCCCAUAUAAAGUGCUUCCUACAUUUAGUAGCAUACUAAGGUUGACAGAGCAGGAGGUAUGCCCUGUGUGACAGAUGAGACAGGUGCACAUGGCAUCCUAGAACCACCUGCCACUCUUUUUAGCAUGGCCGCACAGGAUCUGGAUAGAAGAUUAAUUAUCCUUUACCCAGGUCUAGCAUGGAGGAAACUGCCUCACUAUUACAGGCAGCAGGUACAGAGUUAUUUGGCACCAGCAUAUGCUGCCUGUUAACUGCAUGUUUAUGGAAAAUCGUGAAGGAGUUGCUGCCUCCCAAACCACCAGACAGUGGGACUACAUUGCCUCUGACUCCUUAUCUUCCGGUGCUUGUAAGGGUAAGAAGGACAUUUGAUCAAUAUGUGCCUGUUUAUGAUUGUUACUGUGUGACUGUGAAUGUGAUGGUGUGCCUGUAACUGUGUGUGUGUGACUGUGUGUCUGUAACUGUGUGUAUGACUUUGUUCCUGUGAUUGUGUGUGACUAUGUGUCUAUAACUGUGUGCAUGUGAAUGUUCAUCGAAUUGUGUGACAGUGUAUGCAACUGUGUGCAUUUUAAUGAAUUACUAUGCAUAUAGCUGUGACUGUGUGUCUGUGUUGAUGUGCCUGUUUAUUUGACUGUAUGUACUGUGUUCCUAUGUUUCUGUGACUGAGAUUAUUCAUAGCAGUGUGUACAUGACAGUGUAUGUGUGUGAUUAUGUGCAUCUCUGUAUAUGUAUUUAACUGCAUAUCUAUGUAUAUGUGUAUAAAAUGACUGUGUGUGUGUAUAGUUGAUUAUGUAUGUUGUGGCGGUGUGUGCUGGGGUCUGCCCAUGUAUGUGACUGUGCAUGUGUUUGUGAAUGCAAGCGUGCCCAUGUUUGUAUGUGAGUUCAUGCAUGUGAGGGGUGCUGAGUGUGAGGGGUGCUGUGUGUGUGUGUGUGUGUGAGGGGUGCUGCGUGUGUGGGGUGCUGGGUGUGUGUUUCAUGCUGUGUGUUUGUGUGGGGUGCUGUGUGUGUGUGUGUGUGUGGGCGGGGUGCUGUGUGUGUUUCAGAGUUUUAAAAUAAUAUUAAACAUUAAUAAAAUCUUAAUCCCCCCACCCUUCUUCUUACCUUUGUUUGGUCCAGUGGUGGUAAGUUCUAUAUAGCCUGCAGCACGUGUGGCUGCAGGCUGUCUCCUGUCCUCCCGCACACAUAAUGCUGUGUCGGAGCAUUGCCAUGGCAACAUGCAGCAACGCUCCACACAGCCUGGUCCCGGGAGGAGCAAUCUGCCUCCCAGGUCCUCCCUCUCUGGCAGCCCUGGGUCCUACCUCACUCCCUCAUUCUCUCUAUUACCAAAUGAAGGGCCUUUGGGCCAAUGAGGGAGACCUCUGAUUGGCAAGAAAACAGGGCCGUCUCUCCAUGGACCGGCAGGGGAGAUUAAAGGAUCUGCCCUGUCAGCCUGAGAACAUGGGCAACACUGCGGGGCGCCCAUGCUGAAAGACGGCCCUGCACAUGGGUGAAGCUUAAAGCAAGCUAGGACUGCAUAAACAAAGUGAUUUAACCCCUAAAUGGCAGAGAAUUGAGCAGUUAGACUGCAUGGGCAUGGUCUUUACACAAAAACUGCUUAAUUAAAGGACCACUAUAGUGCCCUGAGGGUGCUCCCACCUUCAGGAACCCCCUCCCGCCGGGCUCUGGGGAGGGGAAAGGGUUAAACUUACCUCUUUCUCCAGCGCCGGGCGGGGAGCUCUCCUCCUCCUCUCCGCCUCCUCCUCGGCUGAAUGCGCAUGCGUGCAUUCAGCCAGUCUCAUAGGAAAGCAUUCAUAAUGCUUUCCUAUGGACGCUUGCGUCUUCUCACUGUGAUUUUCACAGUGAGAAGCACGCAAACGCCUCUAGCGGCUGUCAAUGAGACAGCCACUAGAGGCUUUAGAGGCUGGAUUAACCUAUUUAUAAACAUAGCAGUUUCUCUGAAACUGCUAUGUUUAUAAAAAAAAAAGGGUUAACCCUAGCUGGACCAGGCACCCAGACCACUUCAUUAAGCUGAAGUGGUCUGGGUGCCUAUAGUGGUCCUUUAAGCUAAAGUUUUUGGGUGAAUAUAGUGUCCCUUUAAGGAUAAUUGUAAAAAGUCUCUUUGCGCUAAAAUAACGGUUCUGGUGCUAAGAAUGUCCCUUUAAAUACUAUACUGCUUAAUUUUUAUAGCAAAUGUGUACCUCUAUGUAGGAAUAGAAAGUUCCAAACAUCUUGCAUAUGUGUUUCUGCAUUAUUAGUAUCAAUAUGGCUAUAAUGUCAGAAUUAAUAUUUACUAUUGUCUCUGAAGAGUAUGUAUGUAUAUAUAUAUAUAUAUAUAUAUAUGUAAUGGACCGUUUUGCUCAAAAGAGGUUAAAAACCGUUUAGGAGAUAUUCCCCUUUUUCAGCUGCACUGACAGCUACUGCAAGCACCAAUCUCCUGAACUACAAACCCACAAAUUCACCAACUCCCAAACUGGAGAGACACGAAUAGCUGCUAGCAGACGAACAGGAAAAGCCCCCAAGCGGCUUACACUCCUGGCAAUCAAACUGGAACAACAUACAAUAAAUCCUCCCCCAAUAAUGAGACGACACUUCACUUUGAGGGUUAAGCAGGAACUCAUUUACUGGGGCUAACUGCCCGGCUUUUAUGCAGGUCUCCCACCUGGUGGACACUCCCCUAGGGGACCAAAUGGGAGACUGGGACACAAAGGGUAAAAGGACCAAUCACAGACUUACACAUUUCAACCAUCCCACAAUGCAUCACAAUCCCUCCUCUCUGCUCUGGAGAUAAUUGAGAAGUAAUUCAAUUAUCUCCAAAGACAGAGGCAAAACUCCAUUAACCACAUGGCAGAAAACAAACAGUAAAAGACAUAAAAUUGCCUACAGUUACAUUCAGUACAUAAAACAUAAACGUUCUACAUAUCCCCAGAUAGCUCAGGUCUGAGCGCACAUUAUUAAGCGAAUGGCGCUCAGACCACAUGAAUACAGUUUAAACGCCAUGGAGCCAAAGUCUUUACACAGUCAGUUUCAUGCGAAUGGGCUCCAUGGGAUUCCUAUCUGAGGUACAACACACUCAAACAAAUCUACCGAACACCCGGCAGAAAAGCACAAAUAAGUCUUUUCUGCAGGGAAAAAGAUGUCUUUUAACAUGGGGCAGCAAGCGAGCAACCAGGCUUCUCCAGUGUACAGUGGCGAGGUUGGUUUCGCCACAAUAUAUAUAUAAUUGUCCAAUGCUUGCACUCCAGUAAAAUUAUUUAUAUAGCCCGGUGCUUGUCAGCAAUAAUAAUAGAUAUAAAAUAGGAAAAGCACUCCAUGGACUUCAUUGAAAAAGUGAAAAAAUAAACUUAACUUUAAUUCAGCAACUGCCACGAGUGAUCAACGUUUCAGUCCUAUGUCAGGACUUUCGUCAGGAUCUAUAUAUGUAUAACAUUUAGACGUUUCUAGUACCACUGUUUUGCCAUUAAAGUAUAAGGUCACUUGCCAUGUUAAGACAAAUCCAUACUUCCCAACAUUGGUAGUCCGAUAAUCAGGACGCUGGUGAAAUAGGGGUAAAGGGGGUGGGGCAGAGAUGUGAUUGCAUCACUGGCUCCACCCAAAAGGAGACAGACUUGCACACACACAAAAAAAGAGGCAGACCUACCCAGAAAGAAAGCGUGCGUGCCCACAUUACUGGCAGGUCAGCUUGAAGUGAAUAUACACCCAGCUUCCUGCCAAUCAUUUCAGUUGACCCACUGAGGGCUGAUUCUUUAGGGAGCACUUUUUAAGUGUAUCAUGCAAGGUCCUAGAUCCCUGAACAUAGCGCAAGCGCAACUUAUGAUGUGUUUGUGUUAUGAUUGUUGAGGACAGUUCCCUCUUGUCCCCGAAAGCAGGACACCAGGAAACUAUGGGACAAAGUUGGGACAGGACCGGAAAAUCGUGAGUAUAGCACCAAAAUCAGGACUUUUGGGAGGCAUGCAAAUCUCUUGAGGUUAGUCCUACACUAACAUAUCUUCUAGGGAUGUCACUGUGUUACAGCCUUAGGAGGUAAAGUCAUAUUCCAGGUAAGCGUCUAGAACAGCGUUUCCCAAUUAGUGUUUAGGGUUCAGCAGAAAACUAAUUGGGGUUCCGCCAAAAAAUUUGAAAAAAAAAUGGCCGCAGGCGGCAAGGGAGCAGUGAGCAGUGAUCUCCCCGCUCAGCUCCCUUUUGCGCACAGCAGUGAUGCUGCAGCCGGAAUAUGACGUCACUCAGGCUCCGGCAUCACUAGGAGGUGCGCAAGGUAGCUGAGCAGGGAAAGCACAGCUCACUGCUCCCUCGCCGCCCGACUCCACCGCUCACCUGUCUGCCAGACCUCCCGACUGACAAGCUGCAGCCAGCCCCACUGGACCGCAGGGACUUCAUGCCAGCAGCCCGACUGGACCCCAGGGACUCUAUUCCAGCACUCCUAAAGGUAGGGGCUGGGUGGAGUAAAAUGUAAAAAAAAAAAAUUGUGUGUGUGUCUGUUAGGGAGUUUGUAUGUGUUUGUGUGUCAGUGAGAGUGAAUGUGUGCUUGUCAGUGAGUGUAUGUGUUUGUCAGUGAGAAUGUAUCUGUUCUUGUCAAUGAGAGUGUAUGUGUUUGUAUGUGUCUGUAAAAGAGUGUGCGUUUGUCAGUGAGAGUGUAUGUGUGUCUGUAAAAGAGUGUGUGUUUGUCAGUGAGAGUGUAUGUGUGUAUGUCAGUGAGCGUGUAUGUGUGCAUGUCAAACAGUGUGUGUGUCUGUCAAAGAGUGUGUGUGUCAGUGUGUGUAUCUGUGUCAAGGUUUGUGUAUGUGUCACUGUGUGCAUCUAAGUGUGUGUGUGUGUAUGUGCCAGUAUGUAUCAGUGUCUUUAUAUGUCCCUGUGUGUGUGUGUAUCUGAGUGUGUCCGUGUGCAUCUGUGGGUGCAAGUGUGUGUAUGUCACUGUGUGUAUCUGAGUGUGUGUGUGUGUAUUUGUGAGUCAAGGUGUGUGUAUCUGUGUGUCAGUGUGUAUCUGUGUGCCAGUGUGUGUGUAUAUCUGUGUGUCAGAUACAUAUACACACUGACACAGAGAUACACACACUGGCGCAUACAAACAUAGAUAUACACACCUUGACACACACCGGCACAUACAAACACAGAUACACACACCUUGACACACAGAUACAUAAAUAAAAAAGAUACACACUGUGUGUCAAGGUGUGUGUAUCUGUGUGCCACUAUCUGCCAGGGUGUGUAUCUGUGUGUCAGAUUCAUACACACAGACACAUACAAACACAGAUACACAGACUUUGAAACAGACGCACACACCUUGACACACAGAUACAUACAUAUAUACACUUACACAGAUACACACUGUGUGUCAAGGUGUGUGUAUAUGUGUCAGUGUGUUUAUCUGUGUGCCACUAUCUGCCAGUGUGUAUCUGUGUGUCAGAUUCAUACACACUGGCACAUACAAACACAAAUACACAUACCUUGACACACAGAUCCCCACACCUUGACACACAGAUAGAUACAUACACACACACACACACACACACACACACACAGAUACACACUGUUGAUGUUGAUACACCGUGUGCUGUUUUACACCCAAACAGUAACCACUAGGCUUCUGUACUGAUGGGGGUGAUGUAAUUAUACAGGGGAUGAGUGUCAUCGCAGGAAAAUAAGCACAGAUUUGGUUUUCCUUCCUUUAGAGGAACACCAGCAGACUGAUGUGUGUAGCAAAGGGGUUGAUACAGAUUGUAAAGCAUGAUUAUGUAUUUAUGUUAGGUUUAAUGAAUAUCUCUAGGGCUUCCAUUUGUAAAAAAAAACAAACAUAAUUUCUUUAUAAUUUUACAUGUUCACAGAUGUUCAGUGUUUGAAAUAUCUAAUAGAGACAAGCAGUCCCCAGAUGAGAAAAGUCACAGACUGCAUGGAACACGCACUGACUGCCGUCUACCCCUGGACCCGAUACUCUCCUGGUUGGGACUGCAAGUUCUACUACAUUCCUGUUUCUUACCUUCCCACUGCCCUUUCUGACUAUCUAUUAUGCCGGUCAGCACCCAAACCAGCUCAAGGAGUAAAGUAGCCAUUCACAUUUUCUUUAUAAACUAUACAUUUAGCUACAUCUAUUUUUAAUGAAAAAUAUGCAACAUUAUCCACAGUUAUACUCCCUGCCAGGCAUUGCUUAAGUGUGUAUCAAAAUUAAAAUAAUAAAAAAAACAAAAAAACAAGUGUCUCUUAUAUUCUGUAAUGGGUUACAGUUUUGCACGUCUCCACCUUUGUGAUUGGUGGCUGCAGAAGCUUUUAUUGAAAUCAUCCAUGUAUGUGAAAAAAACAUUUUUAUUUUUUAUUUUUAUAAUCUGUCCUGUUUCAGAAGAUUUUGCACAUGCCAAUUUCCUUUAAAAAUGAAUUUACACUCAAUUGUCAUUUGGACAACGGAGCCAAUGAAUAGAGGCAAACUAUUGGCCUCCUGUAGCACCAGGUAGUGGGGUUACAGUGCAUAAAGGGGUCUGGAGCAAGAAGACAACUUGGAAGUAGCAGACACAGAUCCCAGCAGCUCCUUGUCCCUGCCCAAGGUAAGUGUGUAAUAUUUUUGAAGUAUUCUUUCUGUUCCUCAAUAGCGCCCGCCUUUCUGCCUGGUGUCAGAUUAAGCAAGAGACUUAAAACAAUUAAAUAUAUAUAUAUGUAUAUAAAAACAGGAAAAUAAAUAAAGCUUAGCUGCACUCACAGUCUUGUAAAUGGGUGAUUGCCUUUAUUAAAUAAUCAUAAUGUCCAGUAAAAUCAAGGCAAGCUUUUAGUCCAUAACAGGGACUUUCAUCUGGAUCAAGAUUAAAAAUAGCAAGUAUAUAUCACAAAUAUAAAGCUUAGAAAAAAUUGGUAAAUUAAUUUACCCCAGGUGCUGAGUGUGUGUGAACUAGCAUCCCCCUGUGGCGAGUGCGCAAGUAUGUGAGUUGCUCCGCCUGCACGCGAUGAUACAGAGCAUGCGUGAUAACAUCAUACGCUUCUGUUGUCAUGGCGACGCAGCAACAGUUUAUUUGUUGCUAUAGGGACUAAAUGAGCCAAAUUAAACCAAAUAUACUGUUACCUAAACAGCAAGCGGGGGUUGAUAAGUGCUAAUAAGGAUAGGAAUGAGCUAAAAGAUAUGAGUGUAAAAGUAAAUUUUCUGAAAAGUUUCAUUAAAGUUCUAAUGUUGUGAUUAAAGUGCCACUUAAUGAAAAGUGCUUAGGAAGCCAUGACAACGGAAGCGUAUGACGUCUUCACACAUGCUUUGUGUCAUUGCUCCUACUACUCAUUGCAUGGUGUACACAGAGCUGCUCAGUGAUCACCAUGUGUGCUUAGUACUUGGCUCUGUAGUUGAAGUCUAAAACAUUCAACCCAUCAGUGAUUAAAAGGAACACUCCAAGCACUAUAACCACUACAGCUUGCUGGUUUGACUUCUUACUUGGGGUCUGUAGGGAACUGAUUAUACUACAGCUACAGGAGAGCUGGAGCCGGAGCCGGAGCUUCUUUUAACUCUUCUGAGCAGAACAUGGCUAGCUCAUUGACUACAGCAAGUGUGUUACAUCAAGUGUGUGUGUAAGAGUUAGUGUGUGUGUGUUAGAGCCAGUUUGUGUGUGUUAGAGCCAGUGUGUGUGUGUAAGAGACUGUGUGAUUUUGUGUGUGUGUGUGUGUGUGUAUAAGCAGUGUGUGUGUAAGAGUUAGUGUGUGUGUUUUAGAGCCUGUGUGUGUGUGUGUGUGUGUGUGUGUGUGUCUGCAUAAGCAGUGUGUGUAUUAGAGCCAGGGUGUGUAAGAGAUAGUGUGUGUGUGUGUGUGUGUGUGUGUGUGUGUGUGUGUGUAUGUAAGAGUCAGUGUGCAUGUGUAAGAGUCAGUUUGUGUUUAUGUAUAAGCUGUGUGUGUGAGAGACUCCAAAAUUAGGAUGAAGACACAAAAACAUAAAAACAAUGCCAAACAGGGGAUACAAUAUACAAAAAGGAAUAAGAAAAAAGUGUCAAGAUACACAAAAGGGGCAAAAGAAUGGGUAAGAGGGGGAAAAAGGGAGGAUAUUAGACAGACAGGUGAAGACAAUUUUUUGGGGCAGCAAAAUGUGUACACAGAAGUCCUUGCACCAGCCCUGUCUGUGUGGGACUGUUUGUGUGUUUCUGUGUGUGGUAAUUUACAUCUGUAUGUGUGCAUGGCAAUAUGUGUGUAAAUGUGAAUAUGCGCCUGCAUGCAAACACCAACAUUACACACAAACAUGGCAAUGCUCAUCAUGACAUGCAGACCGGACUCGCAAGAGUUGGAAAGAGGAGUUGCCAGAAGCUGAAGAUCAUGUUGGCUGGGCCCCAUCUUCACUAGACAGCACCUGGCAGCAGGCACACUGCCACCAGACCACAGGGAGUGUGUAGCAGCGCUUUGGCAUCAACAAAGAACGGAGAAGAGAGCUUCUGAUGGGUGCAGUAUUUUAUUCUUUGCAUAGAAGUGUGUAGGAAUGCACUGAACACCACCAACGUCAAUAUCUUUAGUACCAUAAGCACCGUGAGAACUGUAAAUUAGCAUGGGAUACAAAAUCCAAUUGUUUACAGAGUUUCACUGGAAGGAUUACAAACAGGAUUAUAAUGUAGAGUUCAGAUAGCUGCUUACUUCGAUAUUACAUUAAACAUCUGAGGAAUACAAAUUAAAUACAGGGAUUUUGGCUAUUUUUUUGUUUUUUUAAUUCUUUAUUUUAACAGUGCAUGGUAGUACAUACAAGCUUGCAAUGCCACCAUAGCAGUCAUAGGGCAUUGAGUAAAUACUGUGCUUUUUUUUUGUUAUUUUUAUUUUGUUGUGCUGCAACUGUGCUAGAAACUGUAUUGCAGCGGUUGGGACAGGGGUGGAAUGCACAGUGGUAACAGUGUAGGUUUAGAUUGAGAUUAUUGAGAGUGUAAUAGAGAAAACUAAAAGUGAGAUGGAGCAACAGCUCCUCACAGGGCCGUUUGAAGGAAUUUGGGGGCCUCAAGCAAAAUGGACAUGGAGGCCUCCCCAACACCCCCCCAACACACACACGCAAAGCCUACAAGAACCACAGCAUAGCCAUACAGUUUAAGUUCACUUACUCCUUCCCCCUCCCUAUGUUCUUCUUACUGCCCCCCCCAUGUUCUUCUUACUACCCCAUGUUCUUCUUACUCCUCCCCACCUCCCCCUCCCUAUGUUCUUCUUAAUGUCCCCAUGUUAUUACUCCUCCCCCUCUCCCUAUGUUCUUCUUACUACUCCCCCCUCCCAAUGUUCUUCUUACUACCCCAUGUUCUUCUUACUCCCCUCCCCCGUGUCCUUCUUACUCCCCACUCCCCCUCCCUGUGGUCCCCCCUUCCCAUCCCGGUGUCCUUCUUACUCCCCCUUCCCCUACCUAUACCACUGAGACACUCCAAGGUCCAAUAUCCCACUAAGACAUUCUAAGGUCCAAUCCACUAUACCACUUAAGACACUUCAAGGUCCACACUCCAAGAGACACUCCAAUAUACCACUGAGACAUUCUAAAGUCCAAUUUACCACUUACACACUCCAAGAUCCAAUAUACCAUUAAGACACUUAAAGGUCCGAUAUACCAUUGAGUCACUUCUUAUUCCCCUCCCUGUGUCCUUCUUACUUCCCUCCCUGUGUCCUUCUUACCCCCCUCCCUGUGUCCUUCUUACUCCCCCCUGUCCUUCUUACUCCCCUCCCCAUGUUCUUUUUACUCCCCCCAUGUUUUUUUACUCCCUCCCCCUCCCUAUGUUUUUUUACUCCCCCUAUGUUUUCUUUACUCCCUCCCUCCCCCUCCCCAUGUUUUUUUUACUCCCCCCUCCCUUUGUUCUUCUCACCUCCCCUUCCCUGUACCGUGGCCGAGCUCCUCUUCCUCCUGGCUGUCAGUCCGCACUUCCUGUCAGUCCGGCCGGAAACAGGAAACUGAAUCUCCUGUAAGAGGAGCUCGGCCAUGCUACAAGGAAGGGGAGGGCGGAGAUGACGAGAGAGGAGUGCUGCAGCCGCCUGAGGCUCUCUAUAGAGCGCUCAGGCAGCUGCAGCCUUAUAGGAUGCGCCGGCCCUGCUUGGGGCCCAGGGCCAGCUCGGGGCCCCAAGCAAUUGCUUGGUUUGCCUGCCCGCUAGCGAUGGGCCUGGCUCCUCAAGAGCAAUUACAGUAUUGGGAUCCAAGGUGGGAGCUGGGGGAGGUGAGGUGGUAUUAUCAGAGCUAUGUUAUGCGGGAAAAGUCCUGGUCUCGGUCCCAAGUUGUGGUUGUGGGUGCAGCUGUGGUAGAAGGCAUUGGGCUUAGGCCUAGUGUAGCCAGUACGGUGUCAAUCUCCGCUAUGUCUGUCACUCUGUUUUCCUUGUCCUGGUGGUGGACUAUUAGUUGAUGUGGCGAACCUCAUCUGUAUAUCACCCCUUUAGUGGCGAGGAUUGAUGUCAGGGGUCGUAGAGACUGACUUUCUCCAUUGUAGGGUCGUGCGUGAUAAAUCUGAGAAAAAGAUGAGUACCAUAUUUUCAAAUCGGUAAGGAGCUUUCCACCUGGUGGCUGUCAUGAAGGUGGUCUUGUCUUCCUCAUUUUGAAAUUUAAUUAAAAGGUCCCUCGUGGGUAUACUGUUGGUCUGCUGUGGUUUGGGCAGGCGAAACAUGCCGUCAAGCUGCAUUCCCUUGGCUUGCCGUGGAGGAACUAGGGCUGCAAAUAGCCUUAGAGAAAAUGUGGCAAUGCUGCAGAGGUCACUUUAGUCUGAGACGCCUCUAAUUUUUUACAUGUUUCCACCGUGGUUUGUCUUCCAAGGCAUUUAUUUGGUGGGAUAAAAAAAAAAAAGAAAAAGGUCAACGCUAAUAAAAUUGAAGGUAGGCCGCGGACCAACAGAAGGUAACCCUCAAACCCUCUGAGGAGUGAACAUGUAACACAAAGAAAUACAGGAAAAGGGCUGCGCCAAUAGUUAAAUAGAUAAUAUAUAAUAUAUGCUCCACAAUUGGCGUAGGUCGCAAUGCAGGAGAUAAUGGUAUACAAAUGGACAUCUAAGUGGGUAUUGGAAACCAUCCACCUAUAGGUCUAGGCUACCCAGUACAUCUACCUCCUAGAUCCACCUUUGUCCACUGGUUUUAUGAUAAUGUCCUUGUCUUUCUGAAGUUGUUUUAGAACCCUUUUUUCUUGGGGAUUUAAAUUAUAAUAGUCCGACUUAUGCCUUUUAAUGUCAUUAAAAUCUUUUAAAAUAAGUUUUUCAAAAACUUCAAUUGGUCCUGAUCUAAAACUGGAAGGAUAGAAUUUAGAAUUUGCUUUAAGAUAGGUAGAGAUAAAUGUUGGUUCUUGGGUUGGAAAAGUGUGAGGGGUAUUUGUGAUAGGUUGAGUCUUUUUCACAAAAUAAUCUUUUUAAAUUGGCUUAUCUGGUAAAUUUAUAAAUGUCCAGGAAGGGUUGAAAGUGUUUGAAAGGUUUGAUCGUCCCAUUGUUUCUGGUAUACACUCCGUUUUAUCCAAUUUAUCAGAAUAUCUAGAUAUUUUAUUACAGCCUGCAGUUAAAAAUAUGAAAUCGUAUGUAAAAGACUCUUUGUCCUGAAACAGAUAUUAAUUUACCCGGAGAUAUGUCCAAAUUGACACUUUUAUUACGAGCUGCUAGUAGAAAUCAGAUCAAACCAGACAGUUUUGAUUCAAAGAUUACUUCCCGUUUUAUUUCAUAAACUUACAGAUUUUAUAGUACUUUGUAAAAACAGCUUUGUGACUUGCGCGACAAAAACUGGAUGGGUAAAGUCACACUUCCAUAAAAGGAAUUUACAGAAUUAAGCAUAUUUCAAUGGUUAUAUAUAUAUAAAAACAUUAGGACAUAAGAAGGGGGUUAAGGGGAAAGCUGCAAUCGUCUCCUCAGAAACCACAGAAUGUCACAAGUCAUGAUUUUAUGCUUACUUGUUCCUAUUUGUCAGACACUCAAAACUAGACUAAAAGUUAAAAAGCAUAACAUGAAAGUAAAAACAGACUGGAUAUCUGGUCAUCUUAGUGGCUUGAGCCUGGAGUCAAGGUAUCUUCCAUUAUAAUUCUAUUACAGUUUUUAAAUAGUUUUAUCUGGCAAUCAAAUUAUAUCCUGGUGACCUGUUAUGUACAAUCCCUUUAUACCAUUAUUCCCCACCAUAUGGGAUAUGAAGCAGUCACCAGGAUAUUGAAAGAAGAAAAUAAGAUUCCUAAUUCCCAAAUUUAUUUUAUUAUAGAAGGUAUUGAGAUUAUUUUAAAUAAUAAUGAUUUUUGGUUUUUAGAUAGCUUUUAUCUUCAGAAGCAAGGCACUGCUAUGGGGACUAGGUUUGCCCCAAGCUAUGCAAAUCUAUUCAUGACAGAUUGGGAGACACAAGCUAUUUGGAGUGACCAUGCUUGGAAGGCAAACCUAGUCUCAUAUUUCUGUUAUAUUGAUGACUUAUGUUUUAUCUGGGAUGGGUCGGCGGAAUCUCUUAAUAUUUUUUAAACCGCCUUAAUAAUAAUGAUAAAGGAAUUGUUCUCACUUCAGACUACAGUAAGGAAGUUAUUAAUUUUUUGGGGGAAAUCAAUACUAGAAAUUUUUUUAAAGAAGUGUGUACAAACACUGUCAGAGAAACUACAGUAAGGAAGUUAUUAAUUUUUGGGGGGAAAUCAAUACUAGAAUUUUUUUUAAAGAAGUGUGUACAAACACUGUCAUUAAUAGAAACAGUUGCCACUACAAAUCAUGGCUGGAUAGCGCUCUGAAAAGUCAGUUUUUAAGACUUAGAAGGAAUUGCUCAAAACUUGAAGACUUUGAAAGGCAAUCCUCAAUCUUAAAAGACCAAUUUAUCAAAAAAGAUCAUCCAGAACACGAUCUCAACACUGUCAUUGACCAAAUAGAGACCCAACAUAGGAAUACACUUUUAACCUAUAAAGAUAAAAAUAAAGAUGCUCCAUCCAUACCCAUUAUUUUUGAUUAUAAUAAUAAAAAUAAAGAAAUAAAAAAGAUUAUAAAUACGCAUUGGAACAUUCUGCAACAGGACGACAUAUUUAAGAAUAUUAUUCCCAACAAGCCUAAUAUUAUAUUCAGAGGAGCCCCUAAUUUUAAGUCCAUUUUGACCAAUAAUUUUACCAGACCAAUUACCACUAAAAAGAAAUCGACACUAUCAGAUUUUAAAGGUUUUUUUAAAUGUAUUGUUUGUAGAACUACUGACACAGUGCCUAACAAAAUUACUAAUUUUUGUUCUAAUAUUACUAAAAAAAACUUACAAAAUAAAGGAUUUUAUAACAUGUGACACUAAGAAUGUUAUAUAUAUGUUGGAAUGCCCAUGUGGACUCCAAUACGUAGGCAUGACCUCCAGAUGCCUUAAAAUUAGAAUAGCUGAACAUUGUCACAACAUCACUAAAGGGUAUGAAAACCAUACGGUCUCAAAACAUUUUUGUGCACACCAUAAUAACCCAAAACCUCUUACAUUUACGCGUAUCCAAAAACGUAACAUUCCCUGGAGAGGAGGCAAUAUCCGCAAUAUACUUGGUAAAAAUGAGAUGGAAUGGGUUUUUAACUUGCGAACUUUGACCCCAGAGGGUCUUAACGCAGACUUUGACCUUUUUAAUUUCCUAUAGAUUAUGUACACUGUGUUUUAUUCUACAUAAAAUGUGUUACAUUACUGAUUAUUUGUAUUUUUUAGCCCUGUUUAGACUUAUUUAUUUCUCUUUUUCUACCACUUUUUAUAACCAUAUUCAUCCCCUCUUUUAUUUUAUGGUCUCUCUUUUAAUAUUUUAUCUUAUUUUAUUCACUCUUUUUUUCUUUAUUUGUUUUCCCUUUAUUCCACCAUCUACUCUCCUCACUCUAUUAAUUAUCUAAUUUCCUACUAUUUCCUCCCAGUUCCAUAGUCAUCACCCAUAUUUUCCCUUCCCUUUUUUUCCCUCCCCCUUUCUCCUUGUUUAUUUUUCAUUUUUUUUAUUUAUUAUUUUUUUAUAUUUCAUCCUUAUUUUAAUCUAUUUAUUUAACUUUAUUUCAUUUUUUAUUUAUUUUAUUAUCUUUAUAUUUUUAUCUAUUUUUCUUUAUUCAUUUAUUAGUCAAUUUCACUAUUCUUUAUUCCCACUUACACUUCCCUUCACCAUCUCUCUUAUAUCCCCCCUUUUUUCCUAUUUAUAUCCAUUUUAAUAGUAUCUGGCCAAUGUUUAUAUAAUGCACGUGCUGGCCGCGUUCUUGUAGCUUUACACUCCUCCAGCACCUCCCCUCUUUUUUAACUUGUAACUUUCACACUCUUCAGUAAUAGCCGAGGUUGGUCACGUGACCCUCGGCAUCCUACUAAUUCCCUUCAUCACCAUAUUGCUACUCGAUUAUCUUUUCCUUACUUAUUGUCCCACUUCUAUUUAGUUUAUAUUCAUUUAAGCCACCCACAUUGCGGAAUUUAACUUUUAUGCUUCACUUUAUUUCUUUAUUGUUCAAGCUCACUCCCCUCUCAUCCUGCCCACGUCCCCCAUUGAUUGUCUAUGACGCAAGCAGUGUCGCACCCCCUGCCCCUUGUCACUACAUUUCCCAAGCUUCCUUUCCAUCUCACGUCCAUUAUUGAUGUCAAUCUUCUGGCCACACCUACUUUUUAUUUGUUAUUUCUUAUUCAUUUAAACCCUUGUUUUUAUAUCAUUUUAACUUCAUGUAACAUGUUUAAAUCAGAUUUUAACAUAUUAAAAGCUUUUAGACCAUUUUAUAUGUACAACUGUAUAUCAUGGUCGCAAACACGUGACUAGGACGUCAUUUUACCGCCAAAUUUGAAUUUUCCUUGUAUUUUAUCCUAUAUAAGACUGUACUUGGCAGGUAUAUGCUUGAUUACAACUUGAAAAAGCCCAGUGUGGGUGAAACGCGUUGGGGACUAAUUUUAUCAUUGUUAUUGUUCUUAUAAAGGUUUUUGGUAACUUUUACUAUCACUAUUAGUACCAAAUACCCUUUUUCUUCCUUUUUGCACCUGGCAUCCAGUUUUUUAUUAUUCCAGUGAGGACCUCACAAAGUAUCCUUGGUGGGGAUUAUACCACCCACGCUGAUUGUACUGAGCGGGCUAUCUGCUCAGUUAAAUGUGAGUAUUAUUCAUUUAGUUUUACUCCUGGUUUUAUCAUUUUAUACAGAGAGCACUAGUCUUGCACCCCUUGCUUUUAUUUUCACAUAUUACCUGCCGACAAGAUACGUACUGGCCAAUACCUUACACCAUAUCCCUGAAGUGGGGGAAUAAAUCCACUGCAAGCACUUCACACUAGAGCUGGUUUUAGCUCUACCGUAUGUGAGUAGGCCAUUUUGGAUUUCCUUUUAUUGGAGUUUUUAUUUUAUUUUAUACAUAUUUCACUAUUGGUACUCUUUCUUUUCUUUUAUGUCCCUGGACUUUGAUUACCUGGAAGACAUAUUUACCUGACAAUACAGGCAAACGUUUAUAUACUUUUCUACACUUUCUACUCUUUGCUUGUCUUUUAUACAUAUUUAAGAUUUUAUGUUAUCUUAUUGAAAGUGUAUUAUCUGUUUAUCAUUUGUCUUAUUGAGUAUCCCCUUAAUCCCUAACCCCGUGGCGCACCCUAUUGCUUUGUAUUAUUGUUUGUUCGUUUGGGUUUUUAGGAGAGACUUACCCGUCUAGGUGUGCUGCCUUCCCCACCCCCAACUUGGCGCUAUUACAUCUUUUGUGUUUUCAUCCUCUACUUUUAGUAGACACGUACAUAUAAUCUCCUGUUUCUUGUGUCUUAAACUUAGUUGCUUCAAUUAAUGUCUCAGGCUGAUGCCAGCAUGUUUUCAAAUAUGAACUUUUUCUUGACUAAUCUUCAUGUCAUUAUAUAAAAAAUGUGCAUUGUGUAUCCAUGCCAUGCCUUACCAAUUUAAUAUUUAUUGUUCAAAUGUGAAUAUAUGCUGUUGUGGGAUUACAAACGCAUCUGUAACUGCUUGUUCUUUGCACGCAAAAAUAAAGAACUAAAAAAAAAUUUAGAUUAGGUCUACAGUUAGUGUAAUGCUUAGGUGUAUAGUUGGUUUAGCUUUAGUGGGGAGGUUGGUGUAGGGUUAGCGUUAACUAUCAAAAUCUUAUUUAGAUCAAGUAUAAUUAACACACACACUCACUCACUAAUAGACACACACACUCAAUCACACAUUAACACACUCACAUUUUCUUUAAAAAAUUCAACCGACCCAGCCUCCUUACCUUUGGGAAUGCUGGGUGGGGUUCUCCCUCUCCCUGGGGUUCGGUGGCUGCUGGUCGGUCGGUUGGGCGGCACUGGCGAGGGAGCACUUCCCCCUGAGCUUUCUGCUCAGCUCCCUCGCGUGCCACAGAGUUAUGCACAGAGCUGUAAUGUGGCGUGCGAGUGAGCUGAGCAGAGCGCUCAGGGGAAAGUGCUCCCUCACCAGUGCCGCCCGCCCAGCUUGUCAGUUAGCCGCAAGGCUAACAAGACAUUUUCCCUGGGCAUUUGGGGGCGGCUUUUUUUGCCGCCCCCUGGAAGAUGCCGCCCAAGGCAAAUGUCUUGUUUGCCUCAUGUUUAAUACAUCCCUGGAUGGCACAAUCCUAGGAGAGUGUGAUCAGGAUCUUAGGAACCAGAUCCAAAGGGAACUCUGGAGCAAGGUCCUCGUGGAAGUACAGGUUCUUCAGAAAUUCCUCUCAAUCCCAGAACAGCGAUAUCAAGGUCAACUGGAUAUGCGGAUGCCCUUUCUGGAAGAGCAGCCUCUGAAGGAAUGGGUGACUGAACUGGAGAGAACUGUGUCUGGACAAUGGUUACCCGUGGGUUGUAGGCUCUGACCGCCCAUGCAAUCAAAUUAGCCCUUUUUGUAAAUGUACUUUUGGAGUGUUUCAGAAUGUGGCAAUUGUUUUCUGUAAAUAAUUUCUCUGUACAAUGGUUACCCGCAGAACUCGUGGCUCACAGACGACAACCCUUCGGAGGGUGAGGACUAUGUUGGCCCUGGCUUAUUGUGGGAGGUCUAUGAUGACAUUGAGUUUGGAAGCCCUGGAGAGUUUCACUUCUGGGAUAUUCGUGACAACAGGGAGGUCCUGCAUGAUCUCUCGGAAGCUACCAGCCUGGGACUGGACCUGACUUUUCUUGCUAACCUGGAGAGGGAGCUCGAACAGGACUAUGUAAGCCUGUUUCACCAUAUGACACCACCUGUCUCGGAAAUGAUGGAGCUUGUGGAUUUUGCAGAGCCGGAAGGGUUGGGUGUUGUUCUUACUCCCCAGCGGCAGUGUGAGGUUAAGGGAACGGAGACAACCGGUCCUGUUCCCCAGCAGCAGAGUGCAUCCCAGGGAGAGAAGCGUUCCAUCCUUCCUCCCCAGCAGCAGUGUGAGGUCCAGGAAACGGAGACAACCGGUCUCGUUCCCCAGCGACAGUGUGAGGUCCAGGGAGCAGAGACAACUGGUCUCGUGCCUCAGUAGCAGUGUGAGGUCCAGGGAAUGGAGACAACUGGUCUUGUUCCCCAACGACAGAUUGUGUUCCAGGGAGGUGAGACAACCGGUCUCCCUCUCCAGCGGCAGAGUGCAAACCCAGUGGAAGAGUUGGCAUCAGGGCAGAGCACCGCUGGUCUCUACCCACAAGAUCCUGAGGCUGACCCCGGCGACCUGUUAUGGUCUGGUUAGCGGGUAGCAAGCAAGCGAGACUACGGCUGCUGCUACCCCUUCCCUCCAGGAUGCUCCCACAUCUGAGCAGAGCGCAGCCAGCUUCUGCUCUCCCCUUCCCCUGGUUCAUGACCCUAGCCAUCCAGGAGGGUCUGGAGGGCAGUUUGGUGUGAGGGCGCGGGCCUCCGGGCAGAGUCCUGAUGGCCUCUGCCCACCCUUGUAGGGCCCCAGCAAGUGAUAGCAGUGGGGGCGCAGGCCUCCAGGCAGAGGGGAGGUAACCUCUGCCCACCCCUGAUACCUGAGCUGGGCCCUGGCAGCCGUGCAGGGCCUCCAAAACGAAUAAGAGUGGCAGUCCAUGCCUCCGGGCAGAGGGCAGGAUUCUCCGCCCACCCUUGGUGCCUAAGCCCAGGAAGCAAAUAGGGGCAGAGGUGCGGGCCUCUGGGCCGAGGGCAAAUGGGCUCUACCUACUGGAGCGAUGGUCCCCGGGCACCCGUCCCGCUCCCCAGCAGCUGAGUGUGAUCCAAGGGGGAGAGCGCAGCUGGCUCUUCCCCCCACAGGCCAACCAUAACCCCAGUGACUCACGGGAAGCAGAGCCGUGACGGACUCAACAAACAACGAACAUCAUCCUCAACCAACCGGGGAAAACUACCGAGACCCAGGUGAGGGAAUAGCCGGGGGUGGGGGGCACACUUGUUUGGGUGGGGGGUUUUACGGGCUCAGAGACUCCUGUGUACCAGAGGGUGGGCAGCCUCCCUGGCUGAAGGUGCUUUAUGUUUAGGUCACCCUGUACCUAGGAGGGUUCAGGGUGCAAAGCUGGCCAGACCCCAGGACUGUAGGGGCUGGCUAAGGACCAGUGCUGUUGCGGGCAUGGCACGAACAGACUAUCCACUCCAGACAGCAGUGAAUAUGUCACGGAAGCCCCCAUGCCACAACUUGCUGGAGAGGCAUAACAGCUAGCCCACAGACUACAGGCCUGGCAAAGACAACCGCAAUGCUGAUGGAAAGUUCCAGCAAGGACAUGUAUAACCGCACUUAGAGUAACCCCUGGCAGUCCUCUCCAAAAGGGAGAUGAAUGUCACGGGAGAUGGGACUCCUCGUGCGUGUUCCCUUAAGUAUACUUUGUGUUGUCUAAUGUCUCAGCCCAUGCAAUCAAAUUAGCCCUUUUUGUAAAUGUACUUUUGGAGUGUUUCAGAAUGUGGUAAUUGUUUUCUGUGAAGGAUUUCUCUGUACUUGAAAGGGGAUUGAAUUGCCUUUCAGACACUGAGGAUCAUGGGAGUUAUUGACCUGGAGGAUUGGGUUGGAAACCCCUUGCAUGGUGGCUGUGCAUAAGCGCAUGUGUUUUUCUCUGAAAUAGACAGACUGUUUUCUUUUAUCCAAUACGACUGGUCCUGUCCACUAUAUUGAGGAAUUUUACAAUGUUCAAGAGGGUUAGAAUUAUAUUAUGCUGUAGAUGAAUCCAGGACCAGCGGAUUAUCAGAGAAGCGGCAAUCAAGGGACACUUGCGAGACCUUGCAAACCGGUGACAACUUCCCUCUGCCUUCCCCUUCCCUCGCACCACCCAAUUGCAGUACAUAAAGGUUUAAAAAGCCUUUAUUUACUCACCCGAUCCCAGCACCAGUCUUCCUUGGUGCUGGGUCUGAUGUGGUGGUCUAAUGCGCAUGCGUGGAAAGUGCAUUAGGCCCUCAAUAUGGGAAAGCAUUGAAUCAAUGCUUUCCUAUCUGGUUUUCAAUGAUGCUGAAUUUCCUCAGGCAGAGUGUAAGGAUGUCCAGCAUCACCUAAAGACUGGUAAAAUCCUGUAAGCACCUCUAGUGGCUGUCUAGUAGACAACCAUUAGAGGCUGUCUUAGUGUUGCAAUGUAAACUUUGCAGUUUCUGUAAAACUGCAAUGUUUCACAUUGCAGGACUAAGCGGGAGAGGGACAUCACACCCAGACGACUUGAGAUGAAGUGGUCUGGGUGCCUAUAGUGUCUCUUUAAGCUAAAGUAGUUUUGGUGACUAUAUUGUCCCGUAAAAUUGUGUUGGAACAAAUCUAUAGCUCACAUUCAAGGUUUUGUUUUGGUUCAGAACUUGGACAAUUGCCUCUGUCCUUAACCCCUUAAGGACACAUGACAUGUGUGACAUGUCAUGAUUCCUUUUUAUUCCAGAAGUUUGGUCCUUAAGGGGUUAAAGGGUUAAAGCAAAUUUAAUCAACAAUUACAAACAUGUCUCCAGAAACAGGCAUGCCAGUGCAGCUGCCUGCAAACCAAUCUCCCCACAGCAAGCGGAAGUACUCUUACAUAGGGAAUAUGUCCUGGAGUUAGCAGAGAAAAGAAUGAGCCCUUGCCCCAGAGGCUUAUGCUUUAGAAGCCUUACAUCAGAAAUCCAAACUGGCAGGACACUGCUUUCCUAUAAAGCAGAAUAGGUGCCAAAAGUCCUGAAUUUACUGUAACAUCCUGAAUUGUACGGCACUGUAACAACAGAUCCCAAAAAACAGGAAGGAACUGGGCACUAGAAACAUGCACUCCAUGCAUGGCCUGCCUUGAACGGGCAGGCUGUCAAUCUGCCUUGCCACUCUCUUCAGCCAAAGCCUUGCCUCCUUAAUGGGCAGACCUACCCCUUGCACAGUACUGAAGCCUGCUUGUUACCUUACGUUCCUCCAUUCCGCAGAGUGGGUAGGGAAGAUUGUCAGGUAUGAGAAAAUUGUUGGAACGGCAUAAAGAACUGAUUGCAAUAGUUCCUAAAGUUAAUGUGCAAUACCUGUUUAGAAAGCAACAGCUGUUUUGUAUAAUAUCACAAAUAUUAUAGCAAACAAGUAGUGAUAGACAAACUGUAAUUACUAAAAUUGAGAGGCGGAGAAUAAUCAAAACUGCAGAGUGAAAUAUGUUUGUUUUAAAAUUGCAUAAAUGCCUCGGUAUGCUUGUGUCUCCUGGCACAUGUGGGUACAUCUGCUUAUGUUUGUGCAUGAAGUUGUUGUGUUCACAUUUUUCAGGGUGUUGCAUCUGACUGCUUCUUCUUUAUUCAGCAGACAUUUCCUAACAUUUUCAAUUUUUUACGUAAGCAUUUUUGUAGCCUUAGGUGUAUAUAUGGAAAGGUUUAUUUUAUUUUUUUUUAUUUAUUUAUUUUUUUUUUAACUGCCAUAGGAUUGCUCAAAGCAGUCAAUUAGUUUACAGGAGUAGUGUUAUGAAGAAAAUAUAAUUCAGUGAUAGGUGGCAGGGUUGUAAAAGUGGGUAUUUAGAGGUGUGAUAUUAUGGGUGAUCUAACAAAGAAGAUCAGGUGCUAUUUGGGUGCAAAGUCAAAAUACAUCCUAUAAGCUGAUGGUUGCCAACUAUCCCGUUUUUGCCGGGGCAGUCCCGGCAAGCUGGAGUCUGUCCCGGGCAAUUUACUCUCCCGGGACAGUCCCGGCAAAUUGCUGGGCCAUGUGCUUUUAUUAUUUUCCCUCUGACUGUAACAGCCUGUUGCAGUCCGAGGUAAUUCAGGACAGAGCUGCUGGAAGAUGCUGGGGGCUAUAGAGAGAUGCUGGGAGCUGCUGGGGCUGGAGGGAGCACUGACUGCCACCCUUUUGAUGCAGACCCCGCUCCCACACCAUAAGCUCCACCCAUGCACGCAAGCUCCGCAUCCCGCCAUCAAGCUCUGCCCCAUUUUAAGCAGUAGACCUAGCUGCAGAAAAUGGCUACCUGACAUCCCAGCAACAGCCUCCAGUGCCUGGUAGGCUUGAUAUACUCAGGUGUGUGUGUGCCUGCUAGUGAGAAAGCUUUUGUGUGUGUGUGUGUGUGUGUGUGUGUGUGUGCCUGCUAGUGAGAAAGCUUGUGUGUGAGCUUGUCUGUAGUGAGCUUGUGACAACUCACCACCACCAGACCACCAGGGCACAGCACCCCUUUACACACACACACAGCUCCCCUGACACAAAGCACCCCAGCACACACACACAUCACAUUCACACACAGUACCGUCACACAAACACACUGCACCUCUCACGCAAACACAGCACCUGUCACACACUGCACCCCUCUCACACACCCAUCACACACACAGCACCUCUCACACACACAUACAGCACCCCUGACACACAUACACAGCACCUCUCACACACUCAGCAUCUCUCACGCACACACAGCACUCUGCACUUACUGUGCCCCUUACACACACACACACUGCACCGCUCACACACAACACUCUUAUACACACAGCACCCCUAAACAAAAACACAUACACUGCACCCCUCACAGCAGUCUGUGUGUGUAUUCAGCAGUCCGUGUGUGUGUAUAAAGUAGCCUGUGUGCAUUCAGCAGUCUGCGUAUGUAUUCAGCAGUCUGUGAGUAUUCAGCAGUCUGUGUGUGUGUGUAUUCAGCAGUCUAUGUGUUUAUUCAGUGAACUGUCUGUAUUCACCCUGUACGUGUGUGUGUAUUCAGCAGUCUGUCUGUGCAUGUGUUCAGCAGUCUGUGUGUGAAUAUAAAUAAAUAUAUAUAUAUAUAUAUAUAUAUAUAUAUAUACAAAACAAAGCAGGCUGCACUCACGGACUUUUGAAUUUCAAAUGUGGUUUAUUCCAUCCAAGAAACAAAAACGAUCAACGUUUCGGUCCACGCAGGGACCUUCAUCAGGAUCAAACAGUACAAAUACAAUCUAUAACUACUCAAAUAUAUACCUAAUAACAUUAAUUAAAAGUGACACCGCGCAUGUGCGUACUACCGUGCGCCCCCACGCUGACCUCCGUUCCAUGCGUAAUGACGUCGAUGACGUCGUGUCCAUGGCAACGUUUACAGCUUUCGUUCUAAGAAAGCUGUAACUACAAUGUGACAAGCUAUAACCUAGUGAAGAGCAAAUCGUGUUACAGCAAGAAAAAGAAAAGGAAUUAAAACAAAAUGUUAUCUGCAUAUAACUAAAUAAAUCCAUUGGGUCACUAUUAGAUAAAUAUUAGAAACAAGCCUAAAUACUAUACCAAAUUUAUUACGGCUCCUAUCAAUAUAUAGAUAUUUUACUUUUACCCUUAAAAAUUGAGGGACUGAAUCCAACUUAAUAGAAUACUGCCUUAAUUAUGCACAUAAAGGUGUGGGGCUUUUUAGUCCUUUUACACCUACAUUUGGAGACUUCUCCUUUACUAUAAUAUUGAUUGCAGUACUAAAGGUGGAAUACAUUAAUUAACUCUAUAAAAUAAUUUAAAGGGGCCUAAAUCAAAAUCUAAUGUGACACAAAUCGUGUGUCCAGUCACCUAACGGAUAUGCUAAUAUAUAGAAUCAGAGACUAUUGCCAAUUAUAUAAAUUGUGGUAUUCUGAAUAUAUUAUAAUUAACUAAGGGCUCUAUUUUAAUAUCUGUUCAUAUUUUAUUAAUUAUUAAAUUAACCCUUAUUAUAAUAUAUCUCCUACUAUAUAAUAUAUAUAUAUAUACAGUAUCUCACAAAAGUGAGUACACCUCUCACAUUUUUGUAAAUAUUUUAUUAUGUCUUUUCAUGUGACAACACUGAAGAAAUGACACUCUGCUACAAUGUAAAGUAGUAAGUAUGAAACCUGUAUAACAGUGUAAAUUUGCUGUCCCCUCAAAAUAACUCAACACACAGCCAUUAAUGUCUAAACCAUAGGCAACAAAAGUGAGUACACCCCUAAGUGGAAAUGUCCAAAUUGGGAGUAAUUAGCCAUUUUCCCUCCCCGGUGUCAUGUGACUCGUUAGUGUAACAAGGUCCCGGGUGUGAAUAGGGAGCAGGUGUGUUAAAUUUGGUGUUAUCGCUCUCACACUCUCUCAUACUGGUCACUGGAAAUUCAACAUGGAACCUCAUGGCAAAGAACUCUCUGAGGAUCUGAAAAAAAUAAUUGUUGCUCUACACAAAGAUGGCCUAGGGCUAGACUAUAAGAAGAUUGCCAAGACCCUGAAACUGAGCUGCAGCACGGUGGGCAAGACCAUACAGCGGUUUCACAGGACAAGUUCCACUCAGAUCAGGCCUAGCCAUGGUUGACCAAAGAAGUUGAGUGCACGUACUCAGCGUCAUAUCCAAAGGUUGUCUUUGAGAAAUAGACAAAUGAGUGCUGCCAGCAUUGCUGCAGAGGUUGAAGGGGUGAGGGGUCAGCCUGUCAGUGCUUAGACCAUACGCUGCAAACUGCAUCAAAUUGGUCUGCAUGGCUGUCGUCCCAGAAGGAAGCCUCUUCUAAAGGUGAUGCACAAGAAAGCCCACAAACAGUUUGCUGAAGACAAGCAGACUAAGGACAUGGGUUACUGGAACCAUGUCCUGUGGUCCGAUGAGACCAAGAUAAACCAGGUGAGGAGUACAAAGUACAAAGUGUGUCUUGCCUACAGUCAAGCAUGGUGGUGGGAGUGUCAUGGUCUGGGCCUGCAUAAGUGCUGCAGGCACUGUGGAGACACAGUUCAUUGAGGGAACCAUGAAUUCCACAAUGUACUGUGACAUACUGAAGCAGAGCGUGAUCCCCUCCCUUUGGAGACUGGGCUGCUGGGCAUUAUUCCAACAUGAUAACAACCCCAAAAACACCUCCAAGGUGGCCACUGCUUGCUAAAGAAGCUGAAGGUAUAGGUUAUAGCAGGGGCGGACUGAGCGCCUUUGGGGCCCCUGGGCAAAAUUAGAUCCCAGGCCCUUUGAAGGCCAAAUAUAUGUGCAUUAAAUAAAUGUUAAAUAUAACUCUCAUUAUACAGCAUUCCUUUGUCUGUGUGAAUGCACUUGUGCAUGUCUGGAUAACUACAUGUGCUUUUUUGUAUAUAGUGUCUGUGUGAAUGCAUAUGUGACAGGUGACAGAGUGUGUGAGGGAGAGGGUGACAGGUGGAAGAGUGUGGGGGGUUGUGACAGGUGGCAGAAUGAGGGAGUACCUGGUGGCAGAGUGAGGGAGGGAGGGGUUGAGUGGUGGCUGAGUGAGGGGGAGACACAGUGAGGGGGGGUGACUGGUGACAGAGUGAGGGAGUGGGAGACUUGUGACAGAGGGAGGGAGAGGGGGUGACUAGUGACAGAGGGAGGGAAGGGGUGACUAGUGACAGAAUGAGGGAGUGCCUAGUGACAGAGGGAGGGGGUGACUAGUGACAGAGGGAGGGAGGGGGUCAGUCACCCCAUCCAUCUCUCUGUCACUAGUCACUCCCUCCCUAACUCUGUCACUGUGUCACCCGCUCCCUCACUCUGUCACUAGUCACUCCCUCUCUCACUCUGUCACUAGUCACCCCCUCACUCUGUCACUGUGUUACCCCCCUCCCUCCCUCUGUCACUAGUCACCCCCUUACUCACUCUAUCACUAAUCACCCCCUCUGGCUCUAGUCACCCCCUCCCUCUGUCACUAGUCACCCCCUUCCUAACUUUGUCACUGUGAGGGAAGGAAGGGGUGACUGGUGACAGAGUGAGGGGAUGACUGGUGACAGAGUGAGGGAAGGAAGGGAUGACUGGUGACAGAGGGAGGGGGUGACACAGUGACAGAGUGAGGGAGGUGGUGACUGUCCCUAGUCACCCCCUCCCUCUGUCACUAGUCACCCCUUCCCUCCCUAACUCUGUCACUAGUCACCCCCUCCCUCUCCCUGUCACUAGUCACCCCCUCCCUCUCUCUGUCACUAGUCACAACCUCCCUCACUAGAGUGAGGGGGUGACUAGUGACAGAGUGAGGGAAGGAAGGGGUGACAGAGUGAGGGAAGGAAGGUGUGACUAGUGACAGAGUGAGGGAGUUGGUGACUGUCACUAGUCACCACCUCCCUCUGUCACUACUCCCUCCCUCCUUCUGUCACUACUCCCUCCCUCCUUCUGUCACUAGUCACCUCCUCCGUCCCUCACUCUGUCACUAGUCACCCCUUAACUCACUCUGUCACCAGUCAUCCCAUCUCUCACUCUGUCACCAGUCAUCCCCUCACUCUGUCACCAGUGAUCCGCUCACUCUGUCACCAGUCAACCCUUCCUUCCCUCACUCUGCGACUAGUCACCCCUUCCCUCACUCUGUCACCAGUCAUCCCCUCACUCUGUCACUUGUCACCCUCUCACUCUAGUGACAGAGUGAGGGAGGGGGUGACUAGUGACAGAGUGAGGGGGUGAUUAGUGACAGAGUGAGGGAGGGAAUGGGUGACUAGUGACAGAGUGAGGGAGGGGUGACUAGUGACAGAGGGAGGGUGACUAGAGAGGGAGGGGGUGACUAGUGACAGAAUGAGGGAGGGGGUGACUAGUGACAGAGGGAGGUGGUGACACAGUGACAGAGAGGGAGAUGGUGACUAGUGACAGAGUGAGGGAGGUGGUGACUGUCACUAGUCACCCCAUCUCUCCCUUUGUCACUAGUCACUCCCUCCCUAACUCUGUCACUAGUCACCCCCUCACUCUGUAACUAGUCACCCACUCCCUCCCUCUGUCACUAGUCACCCCCUCCAUCUGUCACUGUGUCACCCCAUCCCUCCCUCUGUCACUAGUCACUCCCUCCUUAACUCUGUCACAAGUCACCCCCUCCAUCACUCUGUCACUAGAGUGGGUGACUAGUGACAGAGUGAGGGAGGGGAUGACCAGUGUUAGAGGGAGGGGGUGACUAGUUACAGAGUUAGGGAGGGGGUGACUAGUGACAGAGUAAGGGAGGGAAGGGGUGACUAGCGACAGAGUAAGGGAGGGAAGGGGUGACUAGCGACAAAGUGAAGGAGGGAAGGGGUGACAUAGUGAGUGAGGGAAGGGGUGACAUAGUGAGUGAGGGAAGGGGUGACUAGUGACAGAGGGGGUGACACAGUGACAGAGUUAGGGAGGGAGUGACUAGUGACAGAGGGAGGGAGGGGGUGACUAGUGACAGAGUGGGGGGGUGACAGUGACAGAGGGAGGGGGGUGACUAGUGACAGAGGGGAGUGACUAGUGACAGAGGAGGGGUGACUAGUGACAGAGUGGGAGGGGAGGUAAGUGAUUAGUGACCGAGGGGGGGUGACUCAGUGACAGUGAGGGGGGUGACUACUACCACAGCGAGGGGAGAGGAUCAUUGACACAGUAAAGGGACCUGAAGUGACACAGUGGGGGUGACUAUACAUGGGGCACAGCACACAAAUGGGGGUGGACUAGUGACACGGGGGGUCUAGUGACACGGGGUCUAGUGACACGGGGUGACUAGUGACACAGUGGGGGUGUGACUAGUGACACGGGGUGACUAGUGACACAGUGGGGGGUGACUAGUAACACGGGGGGUGACUAGUGACACGGAGGUGGGGUGAUUAGUGCCUACCUGUCUCUCUGCUCCCUCUGGUCUCCCAGGCUGCUGCUCCUUCACCUCGUUGAUCGGGCUCUGUGUGAGAGGAGUAAACAGGAAGUGAGGUCACUUCCUAGCCCCACCUCUCCCAUCACACAGAGCCACAUGGGACAGGAAGGAGACCUGGCAGAGAGAGCUGGUGAAGCUGCCUUGAGGGGGGGGGGAGUGACUUGCAGAGCGGUAGGUUGUGGGGCCCUGUGCUCCAUCAGGGGCCCCACAACCUAUCAAUGAAAUUGUUUUAUUUUAUUAUUUUUUUGUUCCAGUUGGAGAGAUCUCUGGUCUCUCCAGCUGGAGCAUGGCUGUGCGGCCGGGCCCGACUGUCUCAGGCCCUCGGUCCAUGACUGAUGUGCCCGAGUGGUCAGUCCGCCCCUGGGUGAUAGAUGGGCCAAGCAUUUCUCCAGACCUAAACCCUAUUAAGCAUGUGUGGGGCAUCCUCAAACAUUUCCACUUAGGGGUGUACUCACUUUUGUUUCCAACGGUUUAGACAUUAAUGGCUGUGUGUUAAAUUAUUUUGAGGGGACAGCAAAUUUACACUGUUAUACAGGCUUUACAUUUACUACUUUGAACUACAUUGUAGCAGUGUGUAAUUUCUUCAGUGUUGUCUCAUGAAAAGAUAUAAUAAAAUAUUUACAAAAAUGUGAGGGGUGUACUCACUUUUGUGAGAUACUGUGUGUGUAUAUAUAAAGUAGCUUGUGUGUGUGUAUUCAGCAGUGUGUAUAUUCAGCAGUCUGUAUGUAUUCACCAGUCUGUGUGUGUGUAUGUGUGUGUGUAUUUAGCAGUCUGUGUGUGUAUGUGUGUUCAGCAGUCUCUGUGUGUGUGUAUUCAGUGUACUGUGUGUAUGCACUUUGUAUGUGUGUGUGUAUUCAGCAGCUGGAGUGCAUUCAGCAGUCUUUGUGUAUGUACUCAGCAGUCUGUGUGUGAAUGUGUUCAGCAGUCUGUGUGUAUGUAUUGUAUGUAUUGCAUUUAUUGGAGGUACCAAUAAAUAUAAGAUUAAUAUUAUCGAUAAUUUAUCGAUAAUACUGGUCUUUGUGCAUAAUAUCCUGGUACAACCAGUGCUCCCUGGAUAGUGCUGCUUUUUGUAUAAUAAAGGUCUGUGUAUAAUAUCCUGGGACAGUCAGUGCUUCCGGUAUAAUGCUGCUCUCUGUCCCAGAAUAUUAUACACACAUAGAUCUGUAUUAUACAGUCAGUGCUCCCUGUAUAGUGCUGCUCUCUGUAUAUAACAGGUAAUUGUGUGUAUAAUAUCCCCUGAUAGUCAGUGCUCCCUGUAUAGUGCUGCUCUCUGUACCAAGUGGGAAAACUGCAAUGCACACCCUCCAAAUAAGGUAUUUUAGCCCCCAGAGAACCCGACACACCUAUACAUGGGUGGUAUCACUGUAUUCAGGAAAUGUUGCUGAACACAUAUCGGGGUGUUCUUUGGUAGUAACCGUUAACCCCUUAAGGACUGGACUGUUUUUGCGAUGUUGUACAUUUGCGACCAGGAAUAUUUUUACACUUUUGUGGUGUUUGUGUUUGGCUGUAAUUUUUCGCUUUCUCAUUUACUGUUCCCAUACAAAUUAUAUAUUGUUUUUUUCAGGACAAAAGGGGCUUUCUUUACAUACCAUUAUUUAUAUAAUCUCAUGUAUUUUAAUUUAAAAAAUACAAAAAUCUGAUGAAAAAUUGAAAAAAAUACAUGUUUUUUGACUUUUACUUGAAAAAUCUUUUACUCAUCUACAAAAGCGAAUUAAAAAAACUGCUAAAUAGAUUCAAAAUUUUAUCCUGAGUUUAAAAAUACCCCGUGUUUACAUGCUUUUUUGCUUUUUUUUGCAUGUUAUAGGGCUUUGAAAAUGAAGUAGAGACAAGCGUUUCAAAACAUACAUUUUUGUAAUGAAUAAUAGUGACAUUGUGAAACAAUGCUUAUCUGCCGCAAAUUCCCUGAAUAACACCCCACAUAGAGUUUUUUGAAGUAGAUAAACCCUGUAGAGGCUAUUGGUAUAAGUCCAGUCUUUUAGUAGCCAUUUGAGUCGAGGAACAUCACAAAGUAAGCAUUCAAGUAUUUGUUUUCGUGUGCAGCAAAAACCAAUUGAAAUCUGGAAUUUCCGGGCCAGUGUUUGUGACCGCGGUUACCAAAAGACUGGCCACCCAUUUUGCAAAUACCUUUUGCUGCCCUCUUUUGCAAAUGCGCGCCAUCAGCGGGGGUAAUUCUCAUUCCUGGGCUACCAUUGGCCUCUCAAAGGCAACGUAACCAACCUGGCUAUUUUCAAUGUAAAAAUAUUUGACCCAUAUAUUUGACCCUGUAACUUUCAAAAAUGCUAUAAAAGCUGUACAUGGGGGGUACUGUUUUACUCGGGAGACAUCGCUGAACACAAAUAUUAGUGUUUAAAAACUGGAAAACCUAUCACAACAAUUAUAUCAUCAGUAAAAGUGCUGUUUGUGUGUGAAAAAUGCAAAAAAAGUCACUUUCACUGACAAUAUCAUCGCUGUGAUAUGUUUUACAGUUUUGAAUCACUAAUAUUUGUGUUCAGCGAAGUCUCCCGAGUAAAACAGUACCCCCCAUGUACAGGUUUUAGGGUGUCGUCGAACGUUACAGGGUAAAAUACAGUGCUAGCAAAUUAAAUUCUCUGGAAUUUCGGCCUGGGUUGGCAGGCAGGUCCCUCAAAUUGCAAUCAAUAAAAUUACUGAAUUAUGUAAAAAUAUUACAUAAAUACGCACGUAGAAUUUAAAUAUAUAUGCAUAUUUAUAUAUUUGAAGUCUACGUAUAUAUUUAUAUAAUUAUUUAUGUAAUUUUGUAUAUGGACGUAUGUAUAUUUCUUAUUAUUUUUAUUUAUUUUUAUAUACAUAGAUAUAUAUACAAAUUUAUUCUAAGUGUAUUUUGAUAUAAAUAUAUAUAUAUUAAUUUUAAAAUACAGUUAGAAUAAAAUUUCAUAUAGAUAUAUAAUUUUUUUUUAAAUUUUUAUUAUUAUUUAAAAAAAUUAUUUAAUUUAAAUUACUUAUUAUUUAUAUUUUAUAAUAAUAUAUAUAUAUAUAUAUAUAUUAUAUAUAUAUUAUAUAUACGUGUGUAAUUUAAUUAUAAGUGUAUUUUUAUAUUAAUAUAAGUACAUAUUAAUAUAAAAAUACACUUAGUAUGGCAUUAUAUAUAUGAUAUAUAGACAUAUAUUAUAUAGAUAUAAUAUAUGUCUAUGUAUCAUAUAUACACAUAUAUAAUUAUUUUAUUUUUUUUAAUUAAUUAACACUAACUUUAUUUUUAUUUUUUGAUUUUACACUUGCAGGGAGACUGCCUGUCAGCACAGCAGUCCCCCUGCAGGCAGACACAUGGACACCUAUUGUGACCAUGUGAUCGCUGUGUUAAGCGAUCACAUGGCCACAGGGGUCCUAAUCAGUGUGGGGAGACUGUCUGGGCUGCAGGCAGUCUCCCCACAACCGGAGCAACGCUGAUCGCCGCCGGGGGAACGACGGCGAUCAGGUAAGUACCCCCAGACCGUUAGGACGGUUCAGGACCGUCAUCGGUCGGCAAGGCAAAAAUGCCGAUGACGGUCCUGAACCGUCCUCGGUCCUUAAGGGGUUAAAUUUCUCAGUACAUGUAUUCUUAAAUUGCUACGUGUGUAAAAAAAAUCACCAAUUAUUAUUAAUUUUUUUAAUUUGACAUAGAUGCAUGAAAAGAGUCAAAAUACCCCAAGUUUAAUACCUUAGGGUGCCUUCUUUAAAAAAAAUAUAUGAAGGGUUAUGCAGGGAUUCCUGACAGAUAUCAGUAUUAAAUAAUUUUGAAAAAAACUAGUUUGGCAAUAGCAAUGGAUAUCCUCAAAAAGAUAUAAGAUGGAGAUAGAAACCUCUUAUGGUGUAGUAUGUUCUGUAACCAAUACUUGAACUAUAAAGAGCAAUUUUCUGCACUUUAUAGUACAAGCAUUGGUUACAGAACAUACUACACCAUAAGAGGUUUCUAUCUCUAUCUUAUAUCUUUUUGAGGAUAACCGCUGAUAUUAAAGGGUAAAGUGCCACCAGACAGCACAGUAUCUGACGAGAUUUGAGCCUGUACUUAUAGAGGCUCUAACUAAUGUGAGUUGAUAUCUCAUAGUACUGAAUAUAUAUAACUCAUUACCUAUUCGGAGUAAAUUAAUAAUUUUUUUCCCCCUCCCUCUAUUUACUUUAUCUAGAGUGCUCCACUCAUAUAUACGAUAAUUGAUAAUAGAGUGGGUAAGAGAGAUUCUCACUAGAGUGUGCAGCAACUAACACUGAUAUAUAUCUUAUAUAAUAAUAACCUAAGCGCACUUUCCACAGUUUUUUGUAUAAAUGGUAUUUGUAUAAAUGACACUGGGUGCCUAGCCACACUAUUAGACAACAAAAAUAGAAGGCUUACCGGCACUCCUGGAUUUUCAGUGAAGUAAUUUAUUGUCAUAAAUGGUCGACGUUUCAGUUCCCAGUUGUAACUUUCAUCAGGACACAAAUAUAUAUAUAUAUAUAUUUCACAUAUUUAUCAUUUCUUUUUUGUCUUCUGUGUUUGUUUUUUAUAUUUUUGACAUACAAUAGAAAGCUACUUCUUUCAUCAUGUGGCUCCCUCUGCUGAUGGUAGCUUCCACUCUGAUCCUCCUGUACAGAUGGCAUAGGCAGAGCAAGAUUCUGCAAAAUCUCUCUGAUAAAUGGGUGCUGAUCACUGGAUCUGAUUCUGGAUUUGGGAACUUGCUAGCAAAACAAUUGGACCAGCAUGGGAUGCUAGUGUUGGCAGCUUGUCUUACAGAGAAAGGGUCUGAAGAACUAAAGAAGGAGGCUUCCAGCAGACUGCAGACAGUAAUUCUGGAUGUUGCUGAUUGCCAGAGUGUAAGCUCUGCUGCCAAGUGGGUUACUAAUAUUGUGGGAGAUGCAGGUGAGAUAUUUUUAGUUAAUUUUAUUAUGUUUUAAAGAAAGCUCUCUUAGAAAUGGGAAACAGUCAGGCUUAUUCAAUAAACUCCGUUUUGCAUAUUAAAUCCAAAUGUCAAAACAGUUAAGAUGUGACAAUGGAUGAGUGGAAGAAUAUUUCUUGGUCAGCGAUUUUUCCCUCUGUUUUUCCAUUCAGAUUUAAUUCUAGAAAAUUUUGAGUUUAGUGAAUAACCCUGUAUGUUAAAAGAAACACUAAAGCACUUCAGCAUAUAAAUGUGCCAUCCUUAAACAUUAGUGUAAAAGCUCACAAAAUGUAAUAGUUUUUGUUUUUUAAACACCUGACUUAGGCAAAAUAAUAGGGAUUCAAUUAGAGUAUAUGGUCAGUGGUGGCACUACCGCCUUUAAAACCUGUGUAGUUGCACUGUGGUCUGCCAGCUCAGGGAGGAAGUUAUAAACGUUAUGUAACUUCCUCCUAGCUUCUUUUCUACUGAAAGCACCUACUUUUCUACUGAAAGCUGCUUCAGACCCCACACUUCCAUCAAUCCCAGCCAGCAGCAGGCCACAAGCAAGCCACCCUCUUGAACACUAAAGGUAAACAGGAGGGUGGCUUGCUUGGGGUCUGCUGCUGGCUGGGGUCGAUGGGAGUGUGUUGGGUCUGGAGCACUAAAGGUAUGUUAACAGGAUACUUAUAACAUGUAUGUCAAGGUGUGUGUGUGUGUGUCAGUGUGCAUGUUAGUGUGUAUCUGUGUGUCAGUGUGUGCAUGUGUCAGUAUGUGUUUGUGUGUGCAUCUGUGUGUGUAUAUGUAAGGGGGUGUGCAUGUGUCAGUAUGUGUUUGUAUAUAUUUGUGUCAGUGUGUGUAUCUAUGUGUGUAUAUGUGUCAGUGUGUUUAUAUGUAUGUAUCUGUGUAUUAAUACGUAUAUAUAUAUAUAUAUAUAUAUAUAUAUAUAUAUAUAUCUGUGUAAGUAUGUAUGUGGCAAUGUAUAUGUGUAUAUGCAUGCAUCCAAGCAAUCAAACACCAACACAACAUGCAAACACACCUCCGCAUUCAAACUCCAAAAUUCUAUACAAAUACAUAUAGCAUUAUUAGCAUUAUUCUGGUAUUUUGAAAUGUUCUCCAUAUUGUGCUAAGGUCAAAUAUUUAUAAUUGAAUAAUAGGGACUAAUGCGCACAUUUACUUAUUAUGCUGAUGGACAAUUGUUUUAUUUUUUCAGGGUUGUGGGGAUUAGUAAACAAUGCAGGAUGUGCAUUUCCAAACGGCCCCAAUGAAUGGCAGUGUAAAGAAGAUUUUGCUAAAAUUCUAAAUGUGAAUGUCCUUGGUAUGGUGGAUGUGACCCUAAACAUGCUGCCUCUCAUAAGAAGAGCUAAGGGCCGGAUUGUUAAUGUUGCUAGUUGUACAGGGAGGUUGGUGGUAAUUGGAGGUGGAUAUUGCCUGUCUAAGUUUGCGGUGGAAGCUUUCUCUGAUAGUCUAAGGUGAGUGGACACAAAUGCAAUAUACAGCAAAGCAUGAUCAUAACCCUAUGCAAGAGUUGUCUAUCAAAGUAUCGUGUUCUUUCUUUAUUUUUUUAUCCUUAAAAGAGUAUAAUAUUUGCAUUUUAACCUCAUUAUUACCAAGCACUUUUUAUUUGAAAAAAACAUUAGCAAUAGGAUUUGGCCCGCCAUACCUAUUUCAGUGGACAAUUUGGUCCUUCAGAACAAAAGGGUUUGACACCCUUGAUAUAGAGCAUAAUGUUUCACCCUGAAGUGCAUUACUUUGCAUUACUCUACAUUAAAUGUCAUUUGAGUGGCCUAAUAUAUCUAUAUCUCUCUGAAGUAAUAUCCUGCUCACAUUGUAUUGCCUACCUAGGUUUGUGUCAUCUGCAUGUUACAAUUCACAAAAAUUCUGAUUCUUUUAAAUUAGUUUACAGGCCUUUAUCCUUGUAAUAAAGUUAAGAAUGCUUGGUUGUAUACGGGGAGGUAUUAGCAGUAGAAAGAGGGAAGUGCUCAUGCCAUUGUACAGAACACUGGUGAGACCUCACUUGGAGUAUUGUACACAGUACUGGAGACCGUAUCUCCUGAAGGAUAUUGAUACCUUAGAGAGAGUUCAGAGAAGGGCUACUAAAAUGGUUCAUGGAUUGCAGGAUAAAACUUACAAGGAAAGGGUAAAGACUCUUAACAUGUAUAGCUUGGAGGAAAGACGAGACAGGGGGGAUAUGAUAGAAACAUUUAACUACAUAAAGGGAAUCAACACAAUAAAGGAGGAGACUAUAUUUUAAAGAAGAAAAACUACCACAACAAGAGGACAUAGUCUUAAAUUAGAGGGGCAAAGGUUAAAAAAUAAUAUCCGGAAGUAUUACUUUACUGAGAGGGUAGUGAAUGCAUGGAAUAGCCUUCCAGCUGAAGUGGUAGAGGCUAACAAAGUAAAAGAGUCUAAGCAUGCAUUGGAUAGGCAUAAGGCUAUCCUAACUAUAAGAUAAGGCCAGGGACUAAUGAAAGUAUUUUGAAAAAAUUGGGCAAACUAGAUGGGCCGAAUGGUUCUUAUCUGCCAUCACAUUCUAUGUUUCUAUGUAAGAAGCAUCUGAUAUUAUAUGAGAUGCAAGCUGAUAGAGAUACAUCUCUUAAGAUAUUAGUCCCUACAUUGGCUUCCCAUAAGAUUCAGGUCUGAAUUUAAAACUCUGAUACUUGUUUACAAAUCUCUACGUAACGCUGCUCCUACCUACCUAUCCUCCACAAUACACAUGUCUGCCGAUGUCCUGUGUCUAUCCUCUGUCCAUAUUCUCACCUCUGAUGCUCAUGACUUCUCUAGGGCUGCACCGUUCCUAUUGAACUCAUUUACCUUCUCCGUUUGACUCUCAUCCAGUCUCCAUUCCUUAAAAAAAUAAUAGAAAAUUUACUUCUUCAGGAAGCAUAUCAAUUAAACCAUUAAUAGCUUCCCCUGCACGUUGCUCCUUGCUACUCCAACUGUCAUCCAAAAUAACAAUAUUUUUUUAAAAACACUAAGCCCUCAGUGAAAACUAUUCUAGCAACCUACUUUUCUACUCUUACCUUUUUUGUCACUUAAUUCCACUCCCUCUGGAAUGCAACAAAGCAAAAACAUAUUAACCUAUUAUCAUGCUUCUUCACUGCAAACACAGAAAUGUGACUUUCAAUGCCUAUUUCAAGAUCAUAUUUAAAUAUGUUGAAUAGAAGUAUACCCAGAACAGACCUAUGAGGGACACCGCUUACCACAUUUGUCCAGCUUAAACAUUUACCAUUAAUGACAACUCUCUGUAGUCUAUCUUUAAACAGAUGUUCUACUCAAGAAUAAGAAUUUUAAUCUAGAUCAAUUUAUUUUAGUCUGUUAGUCUGAACAUUAUAUAAGCUAAAGUUGUUAUGGUGCCUUAGACCUAAGCCUUUGAAAUAUUAUUCACCUGUGCUUUAUUUCAUGUUUAUAUACCAGGGUUCUUCAAACUCUGGCGCUGAACUACAACUCCCACAAUUCUUUGAAUUAAAUAGAUAGCCAGAGAAUCAUAGGAGUUGUAGCUUAGCAACAUCAGCAAUAUGUUUGUUGUUUUUUUUCUUAAUUUGUUUCUCUCACUUUCUUUUUGUUUAACAUAUAGUCAUGAAGGCAUAAUUGUUGAUGCCAUUUACCUACUAUUCAAUUAAUUGUGGCAUAAUUCAUAUGAGGUUCAUAUUGGACUUCAUGCAGGGAGUAAAGGGAUCCUAUAGUGCCAGGAAAACAAACCUGUUUUCCUGGCACUAUAGGGUUAAUAGGUCCCCCUAUCCCCUCUCCCAUGGUGCUGAAGGGGUUAAAACCCCUUCACCACUUACCUGAAUCCCUCAGCGCUAGGUCAGGCUCCGCCAACGCUCCUCCCCCGCUGACGUCAGACAGCAGGGAAAACCUAAUGCGCAUGCGUGGCAAUGGCCACGGGCAUUAAACCUCCCCAUAGAAAAGCAUUAUUCAAUGCUUUCCUAUGGGGAAAAUCUGACGCUGGAGGUCUGUGAGGAUGCACAGAGUCAGAUAAUGGACCAAAAGUCAGUUUGGAUUUUGGAAGCGCCCCCAUCGGCUGUCUGGCAAACAGCCACUGGGGCAGACUUAGAGCUGCAAUGUAAACAUUGCAGUUCUGUAGAACUGCAAUGUUUCACAUUGCAGCACUAAGUGCAAAAGGGAGACAUAACCCAGACCACUUUAAUGAGCUGAGGUGGUCUUGGUGCCUACAGUGUCUCAUAAGUGUUUCUAAAUCUGAAUACCUACAUGCUUUUUGAACUGAUGUACACCUUCUGAGUUUAUGAUGCAAUAUUUUGUAAAAAUGUGUAUGACUGACUGUUUUGUCAACAUUUGAUUUCAUACCAAAAAUUAAGAAUUUUUAAAGAAAAAAAAAUCUGGUACACUAGUAUGCAGCCUUGUUUACUUAAUGGGAAAAGCAUUUGGAUGAGAAUAUAAUUUGUGGUUUCACUCUCUACUAUUUCACUGCUUUUAACGUAUUUUAUAUUGAAAUUAAAAUAUUUUUACUUCCACAUCUGUAGCAUGUAUAAUCUACUCUUAUGCUAUUUGUCUUCUCCGCUGCAGAAGGGAGCUUUGGAAUUUCGGAGUAAAGGUUUCCAUUAUAGAACCUGGUGGUUUUAAAACUUCAAUUACUAAUCUAGAACGUAAUCUUCAGAAUGUGGCUGAUCUGUGGGAGAAUGCCCCUGCUACAAUCAAGGAAAGUUAUGGAGAGCAGUAUUAUCAACAAUGUAAGGUUAUUUUGUUUAGUUAAGGAAUUAUUUUUAAAAAAUGUGAAUGUCAAUCACACUGUCUAUCUAUAAUUCUCUAAUAAAUACAAAAAAAAAAUAAUAAUAAUAUAAAAUUAAUCUAAAAAAAAAAAAAAACGGGGGGCGGAGCCAGCAGCCACACAAGAUGGACACAGGAGAAGAGAGCUCCGCAAAAGCUCUCCCGAAAUCAGCUAUUACCGACCUCUUACACUGGUCUCACGGGCAUUCACCAUCGCACUAACCUUCCCAAGGCUGAUGGGGAAGCUAAAGAAAAAACAUUGGGCUGAUCCGAGCCCCGGGUCCCGAGAUAAAGGGACAUUCCUGCGGCAAAUCCGCUAGGCCCGAGCGAACUAAAAUUGCGCUGGCGGAGACCUUUACCUCGGAUUCCUCAGACAAGGAAAGCUUACCUGAAUAGCUAUCCACUUUCACAAAGGUACCCAAAGCUGCCCAAGAGCCCUCUGGGACUGGUAAAGCAGACAUCAAAACUACUUCUGGAAAUUAGGGCAAGCUGAUGUGGCAGUGGUGAGGGAAGAGGUGGCCACGCUUACCAACAGGAUUGCCAUCACUGAAGCUGACAUGGGAACUGUGAGAGUGGCAGAGUCGGCCACAGAUGCAGCCCUACACACAGUGCAAAAGAGCAAUGCUGCUGUACUCAAUCGAUUGACUAUCCUGGAAGACAAGACCAGGGCGAGAAAUGUGAGAUUCAGGGGGAUCUCUGAGACCGUCAACACCAAAGAAUUACCUUCUUAUAUCAGGCGACUCAUAACCACGCUACUACCACCAAAACAGGUGAAACCGGGACUAUGACAAGGGGAUCAUAUGGGCAACCAGGAGCACACCUUCUGUGAGUUACGAGGACCACCAGCUAACCUUUUAUCAGGACUGUGACGAACGCCCCUCUGACUGGACAUUUGCUACGGGCUCCUGGAAGAGUGUGGACGCUAGCCUCCUGCCCACUGACUAUGGGCCAUAUACAAAGACUCUGUUUGGGACUUAAAUCUCCCCAACCACCAUUAGUGGCUUGCCCUGGGUGUCCCUGGUUUGGCACUUUCCGGAGCUAGAAAAAUACCCACCUGUCCAGGCAUCCCCAAGCCAACCCAUUGGGGUCUAAGCGGGUAUGCUGCCCUAUGGGACUGGGGGGGAGCUAUGUGACAAAAACCCUAUUUUGCCUUCCCAGGAACCAUUUAAACUUUGUUUUUAUGUUACCAAAGUGGACCCACCGCUAGCCCUGAUUUAAUGGAACUGUUAUGGGCAUAGGAUUAUGUGCGCGGUCGGUCAAAUAAUUGACUUCCAUCGAAAUCCUGAAUCGACCUGGGUGAUUUUUGGAUAUGUAAGUCACCCAGAUCGGGGCUAUCAGGGGAUGUAACUUUUGUGGGGUUUUUAUGUAUUUUUGAGAUACUUUUGGGGUGUUUGUAAAUUGAAUGUUUUUCUGUGCCUGAUAUAAUUGAGUUUGUACAGUUCCUGACUCAAUUAUCUCCCAGACACAGGGGAGGGAUUACCCUAUUUUGUGUGGGAGUGUCAUGGGUGUGUUUUCUGUGUCCUUGUACUGCAUAAAAGCAGGCCAUUGAGCCUGGAUUAAACAGAUCAUCUUAUCCCUUUAUGACGUCUAGGCUCAUGUUUGGGGCAUUUGGAGCUAUAUUUACACUUAUAAAAACUAGGGCACUUGUGACUUGGGAGAUUCUUCACGGAUGUACUCAGCUGGAGUACUGGGAUCCGUUACAGGGACUUAUCUUGCCACACCAUCAUUUGGAGGCAGUCACUCCAGCAACUCACCCAACUACUUCGGGAUCACAAGGUGCCAUACAAAUGGGGGAUGCACAGGCUCCUCGUAGAGAAAGGUGGCAAGACCCACUCCCUCACUCACCUCUCAGAAGCAGCUUCCUUACUCCAUGAGUUGGGACUACCAGACGGAUCUCUAUCUGCAGCGCUCCGACUGAUGUGGUCAGACCGGAUAACACCAUUUAUACCAGGAGCUGCGGCUUCAACAUCUAGCAACGCACCAACCUGAAGAGUGGAACCGCUCUUGAUUUGAACUGCCUGCUCAUGAUAAGUGCACACAGUUCUGUCAUUACACCAUUUGGUUUAAUUUUUUGUUCUAUAACCAGUGAUUAUCUAUUUUAUUAUUACUGUUUCAUUUACUUAUUUUUAGUUUUCAUAUUGUUUCUGGCUCCAAGCUGACGUAGAAUUUGAUAUCACUAGCGUCUUUCUUCCCUACUUAAAACCCAGCUGACAGACGAUAACCUUUUCAUAUACAUAAUGUCUAUUUUUAUCUGACAAUUACUACCUCCGUAUAUCCCCCUAGUUACAGCUGACCAAUACUUAGGCGAAUGGAAUCACUCAUAUAGUAUCACGUGUGACAGUCCUGCUUUUUGUUUGGACACUUGGAGAAUCUCCAGGCCACGCGCACACAUGAUACAUCAGAUGACGGGUUCCAGUAUACUUUUUAUUAUAGUGUUUCUCCUUUUAAAAUUAUAAAAUGUGCUGUAAGCUUUUGACAUGAUCCAUUUCUCUUUCUGUGAAACAUUGACGAACCUGCUGACACGUCUUCAUCACUAUGUACACCAAAUGAAGCACAACGAAAAUAAAGAAUGAAAUUUUUUUUUAAAAAAAGAGCAAGUCAAUAUCAUCUAUAAUCUACCUUUAGGCAACUCAACCAUAAAAUAUAUCAAAUCUUUCACCAGGUUUUAAAAAGCAGACACGUGUGCUGGCAAUAUCAUAUAAGCAUUAUCAUAAACUGUAUGUUGUGAUUGCUACACGAUAGAUAUAAUAGUGGAUUACAGUCCAAUAUGUUUGUUUCAGUUUGAAAAUAAUUGGGGAUAUAAUGAGGACUGUGGGGCAGUAUGGUCUUCUGCUUUGGCGUGAACUAAAUAUUCUGGAUCUGCUGGUGGAUAGCCUGGAAGGGAGCUGUAGAUUACACCAUUUAAUAAAACCUAUUACCAUGCUUUGUAAAAGGAGACCUGCUACAUAUGAACUCUCUAUCAGCUAAGUUAACUGUUGCAUACAGUUGGUAUAUUUUUAUGUGGUCUUUUAUCUCUUUUGUGAAAGUUUUUUUUAUUUUUUUGCCAGAAUUAUUGUUUCAAAUGACUGGAGUGGUCAUGGAGUGUGGAGUAAACCUUUAAAGUUUAAAAAAAAACUAACCAUUACAAUGUUGUUUAUUCACUUUAAACAUCUCCACAUCUAGUAAAUACAGAUUUCUUUAUCCUAGUAACCUUAAAACAGGAUCUGAAAUAAAGAACAUCAGUACAAUGAACUGUUUAAUUUUGUUUUUUUGGACAGAUAUCAAGAACGUGAAAAAUGUGUGUGGAAAAAUUAGCCCAAAGUUGCAUGAGGUCAUAAACUGUAUGGAACACGCUCUGACUGCUGUCCAUCCCUGGACACGAUACUCUGCUGGCUGGGAUUGCAAACUCUAUCACAUCCCCAUGUCAUAUCUCCCAACUGUUGUUUCUGAUUAUGUGCUUUGUCUCUCAGCACCAAAGCCAGCUUGCCAGUAACUGGAUAUGGUUUCGUGGAAGAGACCACUUUUUAUAGAAAAUGUUUGUUUACGUAUAUUUGCAUCAAUGUUUCUUAACAAUUUUUUUUUUUAUUUAAACCAUAUUUCAAUAUUACAUUAGCACAGUGACCUAUUCAUGAUUUGGAAAAUUAGCUUAUAUAAUAAACAUUAAAAUGUAUAUUUUUGUUUGAUCCGUGUUGCACAAACCAAAGACAUCAUCCAACUCAAACUAUUCUUCUGAUGUGUGUUAUUUUGGUUAUUGUGUAUUCUAACCCCUUCAGGACCGGACUGUUUUGGCCAUGUUGUACGUUAAGGACCAGAGCUGUUUUAACACUUUUGUGGUGUUUGUGUUUAGCUGUAAUUUUCCACUCUCUCAUUUACUGUUCCCAUACAAAUUAUAUAUUUUUUUGGGGGGGGACAAAAAUGGCUUCUUU